Molecule: messenger RNA, 53284 nt
Organism: Xyrichtys novacula (pearly razorfish)
Lineage: Eukaryota; Metazoa; Chordata; Actinopteri; Labriformes; Labridae
Source: the annotation of a GenBank genome assembly
GUGGCCUCCGGUUACUGAUGAAGGUAUCUUAAAUUAAUACCGAUAUUAAUUUGGGAAUUAAUAAGAUGAAAAGCAUGAAGUAUUUAAUUGUGAAAUACUGAAGUAGGAGGAAAUGUGUGUGUAAACACUGGCAAGGCUACAUUUAUACUGACCCUCGCAAGUUAACAGGCAAUUAAUCAUUAUGUACAAGCCUACGUGAUUAAAAAAUAAUGUAGGAAUUAAAUAUUUGUUUCGUGGGCUAUCAGUGUUAUGCCGUGAAAUGCAUGCCUGCCAAAAUCUAAAUGCGGGGCGUGGGAUCGCGCACAACUAAGAACUGAAUGGAUGUUACGGUAAUGGCAUGUGCGUCUCACAUAUCGACUUUUUCCCACAACUGUAGUCUUUUACUGGUGCCGAUGACGGCACACAUCCUCCCAGACUGUCUUGACACAGUUGUGCAGGGUUGCUUGUGUUGCUGCUCGCUGCUUACAGCACUGCUUCUCGUUCGCUUCGCGCACACCGCAGUAAUGGCGGCCGUACUACUUCCGGUCAUUUCGCCGGAUCAGUGUAUACAGUCUGUGGUCAGAUCAUUGAUAACUAUCUACAAUUGGAGGAGGAGCUUUUUCUCACUGACCCCGCCCCCUGCUGGAGAUUUGGGUUUCUGCUGUGGACUCACGCCAGAAAGAGAGACGCUCCGAUGGAGACGCUUUGAUGUCAGAAAUACCGACAGUGUGUGUGUGCGUGCAUGUUUAGUGAGAGAGGAGUGUGUAUUGGGGGGGACACGUGCUACGUCAGAGAUGCAGAUGAAUAAAAAGGGGGGAGGGGGGGUUCAUGACGUCGGAAUGAAAGCGAGACUGUGAUGAAGGGGUUUGGUUCACAAAUACCCAAGGUGUGUGUGUGUGUGUGUGUGUGUGUGUGUGUGUGUGUGUGUGUGUGUGUGUGUAUGUGUGUGAGAGAGAGAGAGAGAGAGAGAAAGAGAGAGAGAGUGCGCGCGUGUAGUAGGGAGAGAGUGUGGAUUGGGGGGACACCUGCUCCGUCAGAGGUGCAGAUGAACGGUGGGGGGGGGGGGGGGGGGGGUGAUGACGUCUGACUGUGAGAGGGAGAACGGAGGGGGCGGGGCCUGCUGGUGACGUCACUGCGAGAGCAGCCGCUUGUCCUUUUAAAGCCGCGGCAGAGAGCGCGAGGCAGACAGACCGACAGAGACAGACGGACAGACCAAGGAGCGAAAACCUCUCCGGGACAUCUGACAGCUGAGGAAGACGCGCUCGGACCGUCGUACUACUCCUUUCUCCUCCUCUCCUACUCCUCCUCCUCUGUGGAUGGAGCUGCAGCCCCUGCACAAAGCGCACCGCCGCCGGGACUGAAGCCCCGCACCGCCGCGGGAUCUGCGUGACCGUGUCGUUCUCUCCGUCCUCUUCGUCCCUCCGCAGGCCGCCGUCUCCUCCGUGACUCUCAGUUCCCAUGCGAUUCUUCAGACUCACAUUCAAGUGUUUCGUGGAUUGUUUUUGAAGGUCGCUGUCCCGGUGUCCGAGUCCAGCUCCUUUCUUUUUCAUUCUCUUUUUAGUUCAUCCUUUUCUCUCUGAUCCGAGGAGGUCGACUUCACUGCAGAUUAUUCUGGAUUAUUGUGUCUUUUUUAGGAGAAGAAAACAAGAAUCUGAUCAAAUCUGAUCAAUACAAAAACAGAUUGAAUUUAAAAACUACAUUUAUUAUCACUGAAGAAGAAGAAGAAGGAGGAGGAGGUGCAGGAUAGAGACCUGACAGGGGACCGAGCAGGACUGACUCAUCUGUCUCAGACCUGCUGCUGGGACUCCAGCAGAGUCAAGACACAGGAUUUAACACCAGUGAGGACUGGUUUCUGACUGGAUUUAGGACUCUGAGGGGCUGAAACAUCAGCUGUUUCUGCGGUUUGAGAGAAAAAGUGAUUCACUGGAAGAAGACAAGCUGCUGUUGGUGACUGGUUUCUGACUGGUUUGUUACUGGUUAUUGGGCUGACUGUAUCUCAGAGAAAGAAGCAGAUUUGAAAAGAUUAGAAAGUUGGAAAAAGUUUUUAAGAAAACUCUAAGAGACUACAACUCAGAUCUUUGGCUCCUAACCGCCUGGUUUCUGACUGGAUUUAGGACUUUUAGAAAGAAAGACUGUGAAGAGGCUUAAUCGUAAUCAAAACCAAACUAGUGACCAGCUGAGGACGGCUUUUUCUGAGGACAAGCUGCUGUUGGUGACUGGUUUCUGACUGGUUUGUCACUGGUUAUUGGGCUGACUGUAUCUCAGAGAAAGUAGCAGAUUUCAGAGGUGAGAAAGAAAGUUGGAAAAAGUUUUAGGAAUUUAAGAAAACUGUAAGAGACUACAACUCAGAUCUUUGGCUCCUACUGUUACUGAUUGGUGGAUCACAGGUUUUCAGUGAGACUCGAACCAGAUUUUAGAAGACAGAAAGCAGGAGACGUAACGGGACUUGGACUGAGAUUUCGGAUCACUUACAGCCUGGUUCCUGCCUGGUUCCUGGACUGAUGGAGAAGCAGGCUCUGCCCGCCUCGUCCUGCUCUCUGGUCCUCCUCGAGGAGACCAAGAAGAGUCCCUUCCCUCUGACCAAUGGCGGCGGUGGUUACCCCUCGUCGGCCUCUAACGGCAGCCUGGUCCCGCUCGGAGCUGGGGUGGCAGGUUCGGCCUGCAGCAGUGGUGCCUGUGCCAGGUCUGACAAGAAGGUGAGCGUGGCUAACGGGACAGGACCAGGGUACCAGGAGCGGGAGACAUGGACGCGGCAGAUGGACUUCAUUAUGUCCUGUGUGGGCUUCGCUGUGGGGCUGGGAAACGUGUGGAGGUUCCCUUACCUGUGCUACAAGAAUGGAGGAGGUUAGUACCACACAUGUAGAUGAAUGAGGCUCCGCCCCUCACCUAAAAGACGCUCUGCUCUUUCUUAAGCAGCCUUGAUAUAAUUCCACCAAAGAAGUCUGGUUGGCUGGUUUAGACUAAAAAGUGCAUGUGGCUGUACAAAGUAGGCGUGGCCUUAACUUGUGGGGGCGUGGCCUCUGCUGGACCUUUUUUGAAUUUAUUGGAGAAGCUUCAGUUUUUGCAGAGGAUGUGUGUGCGUGCGUGCAGAGAUUGUGUUAACUGCUGUUUCACUUUUGGUGUGAUGUGUGCUACAAAACUCAAACUCAUCUUCUCCGUCCUUUUCCUCCCUCUCCAUCCCCUCCAUCCUCCUCUUCCUCUUCACUUUAUUCUGCCGUUAGACUCAAACAUGUACCUCUGUGUACAAACACUGGUAUUGAUUUCUCUGCGUACAGUACAGCUCAGUCCUGACAGAACAUCCCUCUCACCUCAGUGUGACCCAGAAGAGUCUUCAGGUUUAUUUUCUUGUUUGAUAAACUUUAUCAUCUUCGGUUAUUCAGGGAUAUGCUUCUAUUCCUGUCAGACCUGUACCUGCCAGGGUUUACAGGUAUCACUGCACAGAAGCAGAGAGGAACGUUUGUCUGUAUUUUGAUCUGAAAACAGAGUUUAGCGGAUUUAGCGAUGAGUAGGAGAAAGAUGGCACACCUUAAAGGGAAUGAGAGCAGACACACUGAUUGGUUUGAUUGAUGUUACGUCCAAAACACACCUAACCAACCUCACCCCCAAUUUCCACCGCAUCCUGAACGGCUACUAAAAGGUGAUAUCCUCCGAUCUUAGCUGAUCGUAACCAUUCAAGUUAAUGUGUCAAUUUCCAUGUGUCCGGAUCGCCGGACUCCUCAGCUGAUCGCAAGAGUUCUAUUUUUUUUGGACGCCAGAGCAUGCUGGAUAUAUUCAUCACAGAUUAACCCGUGCUGGAAAAGAAGUCGGGCACAGACACAAAAUAAACAUCCGGCUUCUCUUCAAAAUAAAACACUCUGUGUUUCAGGAGGAUCGUAUUUCACACCAUGCAAACGGGCGGAUGAUAACCCUGAAGUUAAGGGUUAAGAACAAACUCUCCUGGAGCUGCUCACUCGGUUGGAGAGCAAAAAAAGAAAAUCUGUUUCCUUGUCUUUGACCUGCUGUCUGAAAAAACAGUCAACAACAACCUGACUGACAGUGACUGAGGCCGGCCAAAGCAGCUAUUGUACAAGUAACCCCUAGUUUUCACCUUUCCAGAUCUGCUCCCAUCCAGAACGGCAGCGAUUUUCACCGUUCGAAUUGUGUGAAUUGUGUGGCGGAUUACGGACAGCAGGAAUCAUGAUAACUCACAAGAACCCGCGGGUUCACGUUCAAUCACUCGAUAACGAGUUGUCUCUAUAAAGACAGCCAUGUAGACAUAUAAGCAGUAGAUUGUGUCCUUCCAGAGGAGGAAAUCUACUUCUAGACUUCUAGAAUCAGCAUCUCCUCAUCCAUGGUGUCAUCGUGGUGAAAUGACGUCUAAAAACCUUUCACUUGUUCGUCUCCGCCUGUUUGCAUGGUGUGAAAUACGAUCCUCCUGAAACACGGAGUUUUAUUUUGAAGAGAAGCCGGAUGUUUAUUUUGUGUCUGUGCCCGACUUUCUUUCCAGCACGGGUUAAUCUGUGCUGAACUUAUCUGGCAUGCUCCAGCGUCCGUAAAAAAUAGAACUCUCAGCUAUGGAGUCCAGUGAUCCGCAGCGGAACAGAAAGAAGCCGGUGGAAAUCGACACGUUAACUUGAAUGCUAACAAUCAGCUACGAUCGGAGGGUAUGACCUUUAAGUAGCCGUUCAGGAUGCGGUGGAAAUUGGGGGUCACACAGUUACUGAGGCUGGUGAGAGCUGCUUAUGUCCAAGUAACAGGAAAGACUUGAUACAGUUUAACAUGAGGCUCUAUAGGGACUGCCUCACUGCAGGUCACAGCCUCUAGUGGACACUCAGGGUACUGCCGAGUUUGGUAGCUCUUGUUUUUGGAACAGAGGUGUGUUUGUUUGGUUCAGCUCCUCAGACGCAGCAAAAGUCGUUGGCCUUUGGAUAAUCGGAGCCCUUCAUUCAGGCGUUUUCUUCGGGCUCUGACAGCUGAGUGUGCUGAGUCUGAACUUUACCAGCUGUGACAAACUGCUCAGACUGAAAGAAAGAGAAAGAGGAGAUGUUUCUUCUCACCUGAAAAGGUCUCGCUCACACAGUCAGUGAGUUUGAAAGGUCUGCAUGUUCACACAGAGUGAGGAGGAGGAGGGGAAGGUCGCACUCGUGUUAAAUCACAGAGAAUCAAGAGAAAGCUCUCACAUUAGACGCUCUGAUGUGUCCAUAACUCUUCCUCUCGGUGUUUCUGUAAAGGUCAGCUGAUUUAUCAAACUCAUCUGGAGCCAAAAUCUCUCUUUAAAGGGUCAGUCUGUGGUUUUUCACUCCCACAGCGGCUUUGUGCUGACUGAACCGCUUAAUCACUCUGGACCGAUUUGGAUGAAACUGUCUUUUCAUUUCUUAUCUUAGAGCAGAUCACAUUAUUUCAUUAUUUCUUGACUCUGUGGUAUUUUAAUGUGACGCAAAUAUUAAUCAUACACAGACCACCGUGUUGUCACGGUAACUUCAUCAGAAGUUCUGAUAGGUGGUCCAAAUGAGUUUAUCAGUUUAUGAAUGUUUAAUAAGACCUGCUUUACCCCAGAGAGGUUGUAGGUUGUGUUGUUGUGGGUUUGAUUCCCCUAACAGCACGUCUUAUCGUGGGGAUUUAGAUCAGUGGUUCUCAGAUACGGACAGAGAAGUCGGUUAGAGGAGGGGAAGUACGAAAGAGAAAACGAAAGGGGAGCAGGUCAGGGGGAGGUGAGAGGAAAGAAAAGACAGGAAGUAAAGAGGAAACACGUCCUGGUGACAGAGUGAGUGUGUCUCUCAGAAGAGGUUCUCUGCAGCUGAGUCUGUGAGGUUCUGAUGCACGGAGUGUCCUUGAACGCACCAACAGGACUCUAUUCAGUCAUAUUUUAGCAGGUGAUGAUGGACUCAGGUCAGUGACUUCAGACGCGUGUGUGUGAUAGGAACAAAAUCCUCAUCAGGAUUUAUGAUCCCCCCAUUCACCGGAGGCAGCGCUGAGCGCGCACACAUCCACCACAGAACCACAGAGAGCGCGUUUCCACUCUACGCAGUCUGCUUCUGCACAUUUUGGUGCAGAGGCAGGUUUACCAUCCUGGACAGGAACUUUUGAACUUUGAUGUGGAGGAGGAGUUUUCUCAGACACCUCUCAUCCAUCUCAUCGAGUUCUCAUCCGAAUCAUCAUGAGAUUCAUGUCCUCAACCUCAACACCAUUCAGACGGUUACUGUUGGUAAUCUGUAGAAUCAGAGCGAUCAUCUGAGAUAUGAGAUAGAAAUGAUCCUAAUAGAUCCGUCUCUACUUUGCUGAGUAGAAUACCAAUAUUUGAACUCUCUCCCUUUGUUUUUUUCCUUCUCCAUUCAUCCUUCCUUUCUUCCUUGCAGCCUCCUUUCUCAUUAACUUCUCCUCCUCCUCUGUCCUCCUCAUCCCUCCUUUCCAAAGCGUCACUCAGAUUUAUUAUCCUGCAGUUUGUGAGUGUGUGUGUGUGUGAGUGUGUGAUAGGGCUGAAGUCACCCACACCAACACACACACACACACACACACACACACACACACACACACACACGCAGAAAGUGAUUCUCCGCUCCACUGAUUAUAAAAUGUCCUGCAGCUCAGUGUUCAUCUCAGAGGAAUCAGAGCCGUCCUCGGCGGACACACCACACUGCUUCUUCUGUCUCUGUGAGGACAUUUUGUCUCUUUAUCACCGUGUUAAUCCGUUUUAUAGACCAGGUUAGAGGUCAGGAGAGACAUGGGCCGAUUUUUUACUGGAUAAUCAAAGUUCAAACUGUCGGUAAAGCAUAAAACCACACUGAGAUAUCAACCAUAAAAAAGAGGAAUUUAAUGAUCAGGAAUUCUCAGAGUUAUUGGUGUAUGAGUGUAAAACAGUCCAAACUUACUCUAAAGAAACUUAGGCUGUGUUCACACUGCAGGUCAAUUCCGAUUUUUUAACCAUAUGCAACACAUAUCUGAUUUUUUCAUGUAAGUGUGAACAGUGCAAUUCUGAUUUUUUCAAAUCCAACCCCUUUUGUUUGUCGAUAUGAAUCGGAUAUGUAUCCAAUGUGACUGCAGUGUGGACGCUCAGGUCGCGUUCAUCCGACCUAUAUUUCAUCAAUAUGCGACAAACGUCACCGUUGUUCGACAACACAAACCGGCAUGGAAAGCAAUUUGUGCUUUGCGCUGCCUAAGAGAUUACUGUAGAGGUAGAUCAUCGACUUCUUGUGGUCAGAUAGGAGGAAGAGGAGGUUUUUUUAUUUGUAGCAUUGUCAGUUACAAUGGCUGGCACUUUGUUUGUAAGCUUCUACUUGCCUAUCGUGCUGAGUAACAGGUCACUGAGAUUCAUCGCUGUGUGGCUGGUUUCCACAGCUCUUGUUUGUAGAACAUGACAUGCGAGGACCCAGUCGUCGUUAAUGUAGUGAGCAGUAAUGGUCAGAUAUGAAUCUGUUGCUCUGAAUGUCCAACAGUCGCAAGUCAAUGCCACACUUUCCGCUGCCUGAAGCAAAGUGUCGAUGCUUUGUUUCAAACAUGCAUACAUGUUUGGAAUUGUUUACAAGUCGGCAAAACAUAGCCUGGCUCUCCAGCGUUUUCAUGAGACUUCAGAAACCAUCGUUUUCAACGACGCUGUAAGGUCGAAUGUCUUUGCGUAUAAAAACUGCAAUACCCUCAGUUAUCUUCCAUGCAUGUUGAGAGCUUGCCGGUAACUUGGGGGCCAAUACCUGCUCCAGGCUAGUUUGUUUGAGCCGUUCCAAGUCCAACUGUGUUACUGUUUCUGGGUGAUGUCUUGUCAGAUGGUUGCAGAGAUUAGUCGUAUUCCCACAGUAUUUCACUGCUUCGUUGCAUACUUUGCAUAUUGCUUGUUUUUUGUCAUCUGCGUUGUUCUCUCCGUCCUUUUUAAAACAAAAAUACACCCAAACAUCAGCCUUAAACCUUGCUGGGGUUGCCACUAACACUGUACUCCCUUCCGCCAUGUUUCCUUCUCUUGCUCACGGCUGUUGAUAACAUCUCGCGAGCUCAUGUUCUGUGGAAAGCCGCGCUAAACGCUGAUCUCGCGAUACUGCCAGGGUUGAAACAUGCUGUUUUCUGCAAGUUAAAAGAUUGAUCUAUGGAUUUAUGAAUCGAUAUCAGACAAUAAAAAGGUGAAUCGAUUCAAAUCGAUUAAAUCGAUUUUUUUAACCCAUCCCUACUGAUUAGUGUUAAAAAAAAGCAUCUGUGCUGUUGCUAUGGUUACCAGCAGGUCAAUAACUUGUUUACUCAACUUUGAUCCCAACAACUAAGAGCCAAACAGAGCGCAGGAUACCUACCCCUUUGGUUUUGUAUUUGGUUAAGACACUAUAUAGUAAAAAGUCUUUUAAGAGAUCUUUAAGGUCCUUGAAAAUGAACGUGAGGCCCUUAAAAAUGUCUGAAAGAUCAUUGAGAGUGUUAACAGGUCCUUGAUAAUGUUCUAGUGGUCCUUGAAAAUGUUUCAGAUGUCAUUAAGGAUAUUCCAGAGGUUCUUGAGAGUAUUUAGAUGUUCUUUGGAGGAUUUCAGAGAUCCUUGAAACGUUUUCAGAGACCUGAAAUCUGUAUAAGAGGUAUGUGAAGACGUUAAAGAGUUAUAAAUAUUUUUCAGAGACUUUUGAGACAUUAAGAGAACCUGUUUCAGAGGUUCUUGAGGGCUUCACAGGUCCUUGAAAAUGUUUCUAAGAUCCUUGAGACUUUAUCAGAUGUUCUCACUGGUAUUUUGGUGGCCUUUCAAAAUGUUUAAGAGGUCUAAAGAAUGUUCCUGAGAUCCUCAAGACUAUUUUAGGGGUCCUUGAAAGUGUUGCUGAGGUCCUUGAGAGUAUUUCAGAUGUCCUUGAGAGUGUGUCAAAGGGUCUUGAGGAGGUAUCAUGACUCAGUAUGGGCUCAAAGUAUUUAUAGAGCAUUUCCAAGGGUCUUCGAAGGCAUCUGGGUUGUCCUCAAUGGUGAAAGAUAGUCCUAAGAAGGUUUCUAAGGUCCUUGAAUCUCUUCUUUAGGUCCUUGAGGAGAUUUGAGAAGGUUGAGAAGGUGCCGUGGUUCUUCAACAAUAGGAGGAACAUAUUUUAAGUGAAUGGAGGUUUUGGAAGAUGUUGUGUUAGAGUCUAAGGUUCCAGGUCCUUGAAGGUCUCCAGGGUUGGUGGGGGUCCAUGAAGAGGGUCCAGUGGUCCUUGAGAAUUAGUGAUACUGUAUUUUAAUGAUUAAACACUCUGAAUGGUCAUUGAUUGAUCUGAUCGAGCGUCUCUGAUUGGUCAGUACAGCUGCUCACGUCUCCAUGACGAAGACCCUAUGUUUGGGGUCAGGGCUGUAGUUACCCGGUGGUCUUUCUUGGAGAUAUUGUUAGCGCCAGGGUCAAAAGUCAUUGGCCAGAUACAGUUACUGGCUGAGUAUGUGUGUGAGUGUGUGUGUGUGUGUUAACUGGCUGCCAGAUGUGACAUCAUCAUCCCUGUCACCACGUGGACAGCAGAUUAACGGGAGUGGCCUGUAAUCUCUUAAUCCUGUUGACAGAACUCACUGCUCCUAUCCUUGAUUCCUUUCCUCAUUCCUCUCCUCUCUUUGUCUCCUUUCCUCCUUUCCUCUGUUCUCAACAUUUCAUUUUAUUUUCUUCCCUUUCACUUUUUUCCCAUUUUCCUCCUUUCCUAUUUCCUUUCCUGUUGUCCUUCUCAGUUUUACCUCCUUUUCUUCUCAUUAUCUUUCCCUUCCUUUCCUCUUUCCUCUUUCCUUUCCUUUCCUUUCCUUUCUUUGACUUUUCUUUCCUUCCUUUGUUGUUUUUUCCUUCCUUAAAUUCUCUUCGAUAAUUUCAAGAGGUCCUUGAAAUUGAUAAUUUCACAGUUUAAGACCAUCUAGGUCAUUCUGAAUUCCUGGAAGUGUUCCUUGCUGAAACUGGAAAAGGCCUUGACUUAUGCUACGUUCGGGUUACCUCGGGAGUCCGAUGUCUGAGCUGAGAAUGACGUCACACCUGAGUUCCCAGCGUCUCUGUUACUAAGUCGGAAAAAAGCAAAAUUGGAGGCCUGAAACAAGAUGGUUACAUCUAUGAAAGUUAUUUCAGCGCUUGCCUCGACUGAAUAUAAGGCAAGCGCUAAAAUAACUUUUGUAGAUGUGGCCGUCUUCUUUCAGGCCUCCAAUUUUGCUUUUUUCCGACUUGGUUACUGAAACACUGAGGACUCGGGUGUGAUGUCAUUUUCAGCUCCAACAUCGGACAUCCGAGGUAACUCAAACGCAGCAUUAAUCUCUGACGGGCUGUAGAGGAAUGAUUGAGGUGUUUGAGGUCUUUAAUGUCCUAAAUGAACCUCUUGUUUAUGCCCCUGUGUGUGUGUGUGUGUGUGUGUGUGUGUGUGUGUGUCUGUCUUCUCUCAGAUGGCUGAUGUUAAAGUGAACUGGUCGUCAUGGAUCAAUGAUACUCUCUCUCUGUUGACCGAGUCACUGAGGUCGCUCUGACUCGGGUUUUAUUCUGGUUGCUGUUGUCUGUCUUAUGUAACCUCUCCUACACACACUGCAGUGUGAAAACAGAGACAUUAUUAUGAGAACACUUAGAGAUGAUGAGAAACAAAAGGUGAAUUUCUGUCUGUGAGUCCAACACGGAGCUGAAUAUAAACGUCUGUCUGUAUGCAUUAGAGGGCUGAACUGAGUUUGGAGGAUGUUCUCGUUGAAUUUUCCUGUCCUAUUAUGUUGCCACAUUAAGGACAGCAGUCCGUGUUUGGACCUGGACUCUUAUUCAGACACAUUUGAGGGUUCAGACGACUAAAAUUUUCAUUUUACAAACUCAGGAUCAAGCUGGAACAAGCUUGAUCCUGGAUCAAGCUCGGAACAAGCUGGAUGUUCCCUCCACUAUUUGAAUUGAGGAUGCAGCAUCUAUGAUUUCUAGUUCUUUGUUGGAAUUGCAACUGGACUGAGUUGAGACAUUUCGCUUAAGGUCAUUGAGGAUAUUCCAGAGAUUCUUGAGAGUAUUUACAGGUCCUUGAAAAUGUUCUAGUGGUCCUUGAAAUGUUUUAGAGGUCAUUGAGGAUAUUCCAGAGAUUCUUGAGAGUAUUUACAGGUCCUUGAUAAUGUUCUAGCGAGCCUUGAAAAUGUUUUAGAGGUCAUUAAGGAUAUUCUAGAGGUUUUUGAGAGUAUUUACAGGUCCUUGAUAAUGUUCUAGUGGUCCUUGAAAUGUUUUAGAGGUCAUUGAGGAUAUUCUAGAGGUUCUUGAGAGUAUUUGAAGGUCCUUGAUAAUGUUCUAGCGAGCCUUGAAAAUGUUUUAGAGGUCAUUGAGGAUAUUCUAGAGGUUUUUGAGAGUAUUUACAGGUCCUUGAUAAUGUCCUAGUGGUCCUUGAAAAUGUUUUAGAGGUCAUUAAGGAUAUUCUAGAGGUUUUUGAGAGUAUUUACAGGUCCUUGAUAAUGUGUUAGUGGUCCUUGACAAUGUUUUUAGAGGUCAUUGAGGAAAUUCUAGAGGUUCUUGAGAGUAUUUACAGGUCCUUGAUAAUGUUCUAGUGGGUUUCAAAGGUUCUUGAAAAUGUUUCAAAGAUCCUUGAGACUUUAUCAGGUGUUCUCAUUUAUUUUGGUGUCCUUUCAAAAUAUUUAAGGGGUCUUAAGAAUGUUUCUGAGAUCCUCAAGACUGUUCAAGAGCUCCUUGAAAGUGUCGCUGAAGUCCUUGAGAGUAUUUCAGAUGUCCUUGAGAGUGUGUCAAAGGGUUUUGAGGAGGUAUCAUGACUCAGUAUGGGCUUGAAGUAUUUAUAGAGCAUUUCCAAGGGUCCUUGAAGGCAUCUGAGUUGUCCUCAAUGGUGAAAAAAAUCCUUGGAAAGUUCCUAAGGUCCUUGAAUCUCUUCUUUAGGUCCUCAAGGAGGUUUGAGAAGGUUGAGAAGGUGUCGUGGUUCUUCAAAAAUAGGAGGAACAUAUUUUAGGUGUACAAAGGUUUUGGAAGAUGAUUUCGAAUUCUUUGUUGGGAGACUGGAAUGACUUGGCACAUUUCACCUUAGGUGAAAUGCUGUUUGUUGUUUGGCGUUGAAAACCUGAUGUAGAGCUGUGAAUCCAGUCGAGUUGGUUCUUUUUGUGUUCAGGUAUGUGGGCCAGUCAGCCUGCAGGAGGACGCCAGGGGAGCUAAAUUAAGCUAAGAUAGCGUUUGGCAGAGAGUCUUUGGCCCGGGUUUGAGAGGCUCCAGGCAGGCGUGUUCAGACUUUUCUGCUCCUUUUCUGAAUUGAUCCUGCUUGUGUGGUUAAUAAUAUCAUAACUGUGAAGUGAAUCCGUCUAAAUCUUGGCAUUUAACUAAAUAACUGAUGUCUAAAACCAGCAGCUACAGUGACUUUAUAUCCAUGUAGAACACAAACAGGUUACAGGGCAGGAUCUAGGUGGUUUAUAAAGUUGUUCCUGGUGUGGCUGUAGGUGAGAGUUUCUGCAGACCCCGUUUGUGUAAAUGUGACUAAUAAAACCCUGACUGUUAUUUAAAGCUAAUUAAAGCUGGUUGGAUUCUGCAGCGUGAUGAGGCAUCCCGCUGAUCCCGGGUCAGCUGGCAGAAAUCAGAUUAAGACGAGCCAAAUAUGUUAGCAAUCGUCCAGGACACGAAGUGAACUCCAGCGCGGCUGAUUAAACCCCAACAGUUCAUUCAACAGCAGAUCCCUCUACACUUUAAUUAAAGAAACUCACAUGGACAGGUGGAAGAGCUUCAUCUAAAUGUUUAUCAAAGUAAUGUCAAAUUUACACCGAGAGACCAAAUCUGGAUCAUUAAACUUAGUUCUGCAUUUUCUCUGUUUGAUUUAACGUCACACUUAUAAGAAAAAGCCUGUGAAAAAAGAAGAUAUUUAUUGACCGAACUUUCCAGAUACCAGUCAGGAGUUUAAAACCCAGAGUCAGUUCGCAUCUCUCACAUAAUUGGUUCUCAUAUACUUUAUUUUCAUGUAGAUUACUCUCAUGUAGUUUGUUUUCAUGUAGUUUAUUCUCAUGUAGUUUACUCUUCUGUACUGUAAGUGAUUCUCAUGUAGUUCAUUCUCAUGUAGUUCAUUCUCAUGUAGUUUACUCUCGCGUACUUGAUUCUCAUGUAGUUUACAUGCUUUUCUGCACGUACAACCCAACCCUAAAAUGUUGAUAAAAACAAAACUUGAUUCUCAUGUAGUUUACUCUCAUGUAGUUUUUUCAUGUAGUUUACUCUCAUGUAGUUUUUUCAUGUAGUUUAUUCUCAUGUAGUUUACUCUCAUGUAGUUUUUUCUUAUAUAGUUCACUGUCAUGUAUUUUUUCCUCAUGCAGUUUUUUCUCAUGUACUUUACUCGUGUAGUUUAUUCUCCUAAAUUUUCUUCUCAUGUAGUUUGUUCUUAAGUAGUUUACGCUUAUUUAAGUUAUUCUCAUGUACUUUACUCCCAUGUAGUUUAUUCUCAUGUAGUUUUUUCUCAUGUACUUUACUCUCAUGUAGUUUAUUCUAAUGUAGUUCAAUACCUCCGCCAAGGAGGUUAUGUUUUUGGUAGCGUUGGUUGGUUUGUUUGUUUGUCUGUCAGCAACUUUACGGAGAAAGUUACAGACGGAUUGACCUGAAAUUUCACCAGAGGUGCGUCUCAGCCCCAGGAGGAUCCCAUUAUAUUUUGGUGGUGAUCCGGAUCGCGUUCUGGAUCCAGGAAUUUUUUGAAGGAUUCUUUAUCAUUGUGAGAUAAGGCAAAUUUUGGAAUUUUUGUGGCCAGAGUCUUCAGUAAAAAAAUUACACAAAAGGAUCUCAAUGAGUUUUAUAAGGUGUCAAAGGUUGAUCCUGAUCCAGACAAAAUUCCGGAUACUGUGAGCUGCUUGGCGGAGGUCUGCACUCUCCGAGUGCUUUUCUAGUUCUCAUGUAGUUUUAAAGUGUCAGCCUCUUAGUCAGAGCUUUGGAUUCGCAGAUACGCAGAGGCGAGUGAACUAACGUUGUGAUCCUGCAGCUUCACAAUCAUUCAGAAAGACAGAAAGGCUCCAUGUUGAUCUCACUUGCUCCGUUUGGACGUGGAGAUGUCUUUGGAGGUGUUUCUGAAUCUUGAGCUUUGACCCAGAACUCGGUUUGUGUUCUAUAGAAGUCAGAAACACCUGAAUAGUCAAAAAUACCAACGACGCAGACUCGACCUCAGACUGAACUUCAGUUUUUAAAGACUGAAAAACCAGAGAGGGAAAAUCAGUCUGCACCUGAACCCACUGUCUCUCAUAGUGUUGGACUCAGAGUUAGUCCAGGCAGGCCCAGAGUCCAUCAGCUGGUCUUCGUACCAGGUGGGUAUGCUUUAUUUGUAGGGAUGGUGUAAGUCCUCUAUCUCUUUAAUCAGCUGUUAUUUAUUCUUGGAUAUUUUCUGAUGGAGCGUUUGCAGGUUUCGUCACAAUGACAGCUCUGAUGUACCUGCUUACUCUCCGCUGAUUGGUUGGAGCAAAAUAAGCUCCUCCCAAAUUCCAACCCCUGAAAAAGAAAAGAGGUAUCUGACAGGGUUUUGAUGAAGAAGAAGCAGCUCGUGCUCUGUCAGCCCAGCACUACUUAGCCCAGUGACUUACCUUGGAUUAGCCAGCUUAGCUAGCUAACUGUAACGCUGCGGCUUAGUGAGCUAACUGCAGCCGCUGCUCUAUUUCUGUCCGCAUCUCUGUUUCAGCCCAGAGCCGACCACGUGCUGAGCCGGUUAGCUGACUCCACACAGCGGCGCUCCACAUAAAUCACCUGCUACCUGCUCUAUUCUCAUCGCUCUCACACCUGGCUCAGGUGUUAGUCCCUCCUGUCCUGACUCUGCUGCUCCAAAUUUAGACCAGCCUCUCUCUCCUGAGCACCAAAGAAGAGGACGUCACUUGCUCUGCUUCUGGAAAGUUUUGUCUUUUCUUCAUGAGCAGAAAAGUUUCAAACUUUCGACUUUUACUCUGAGCUGCAGUAAAGAUGAUUUGAUGAGUUUAGGAGAAAAGAAGUGUGAUAUAAAACGACUGAUAAUGUUUCUAUCAUCUGAUUUUAUCUCAUCCAAAACGAUAAAAUGAUUUCCUCACAUGAUGGUUAUGACUUCAGACUCAGUGACCUGAAGCUAAUAUGCAGCACAGAGACUCACUGACAUCUUUAAAACACGGUUUAUUGUUUUACAGUCAGAACUGCAGGCAAGAAGGUGUAGUCUGAUAAUCAAAGACUUUUUGUUUACGUGCUUUUCUGCACGUACAACCCAACCCUAAAAUGUUGAUAAAAACAGAGUUCACACGGAGAAUCGAGAAAAAACAACAUGUCAGAUACUAAAACGGAAAAUGUUUUUAGGAAGAAUUUCUGCUCAUUUUUAAUCUGAUAUUUAUAAAAGUAGAUCCUGGUUCAUGUUUGUCAUUGGUGUCCUCAGCUCCUCUUAAACCAGCCCUCUGUAGACCUUAGUGCACCCAGCAGACCAGGAUCUGAAGUCCAACAGUGAAAUGGUUUUUGGUUGCAAUGAUUACAAUAGUUUUGCAACAGACAAACAAACAUCAAACAAACAGAUAUCAUGGAGGUCAAAAAUAGUUUUAAUGAUAAAAAUAUUAAUAAAUACACAAAAGAAAAUAAAAGAAAAUAAUCUCCCCAACCUCUUCUCUCAUGCUCAAGUCUCCAUCUGUGUUUUCCACAGACUCAGUUUUUUCUCAUGUAGUUAACUCUCAUGUAAUUUAUUCUCAUGUGGUUUAUUCAAAUGUAGUUACUGUGAGCUGAUACUGUGAGCUGCUUAUGUAGUUUAUUCUCAUGUAGUUUUAAAGUGUCAGCAUCUUACUCAGAGCUUUGGUAUCGCAGAUAUGCAGAGGCGUGUGAACCAAAUAAUUAGCUGUUAAAUAGUACACAAGCAAAUAUGUUAGCAAAGUUUACAAACAGUGACCACAUUAUAAACUGGCCUGCACCAUGAAGAACAAAAUUCUCAAUCAUUUUAAUUACUCAUCGUCUUCAUAGAACUCGUCCUCUGAUUCCUCCAUCUCUUGCUAACAUAUUUGCUUGUGUAAAGGGUGGGAUCCUGCAAUGUGAUACUAUUGUAUACUAUUGUCAGUUACUACUGAGGAUGUUUGUUUUGUGAUGUUACGCUACAGUAUAUCUUAUAAAGCUUGCUUAAAAACUCAGCAUCUGGCUAGACAACUUAUUUGUAUGGUUAUACACAAUAUUGGCAUCUAUUACUUGAUAAAAAUGUUAUUAUAUUGUAAUAGUGAAACUCAUUUUUACACCAGCAUGGUGUGGCCACUUUAAGAAUAGUCUCAAUGAGGUUCUUGACCCUCAAAACAUAGGUCCAGAUACCUUAUUUGUUCAUUUUAAUGCAACAUUGGCUGAGAUAUAGGCAAAAUCAAUGUUUCCAUAAUGACAGCACCAAUUUGCAUAUAAAUAAUAGAUGGGUAAUGUUGACUAUUUAACAUAGCUCAUCAUUUUCAGCACAUUUUUUCCAAUAAGGAAAUACUGAUUAGAAAUAUAAAUAUAUAUAUCUGGGGGUGCAUGAUACCUGUUAUAGACAUCUACUGGCAGAAUCUCCUAUUUUCUCCGAUUUGAGGUAUAGUGCAGAACUUUGGCUAUAGAAAGGGUAAUUUUCAAGCCAGAAAGGUCAUCUUGGGCUCAAAUUGAAGCUUAGGGACAUGGGAAGUUUAUAUAUAUACAAAUGAGGCAGUGAUAUUCACCAUAAAGUGCAGGAAAUUAAUCAUCUAUGUUAUUAUUUGUCAAGCGGACAGUAUAUUUUUUUGUGUUUCUGGGGAUGAUGUUGGUCAUAAUUAUGAAUACAGUUGUAGCAGGUCCUAAAAUCCUAUUGGGCUACUUAACCCUAUGUCUCAGGAUACCUCAUGCCAAAUUUUAGACUUUCAUGUCCAAUUAUGUAAUUUUAGUGAAUUAAUAUUUGCCUUAACACAAUUUUGCUAGAGCCAUGUACCAAAAAGUGGGUUUUCGGGGGUUUUGGGGGCAGAUGGGACAUUCUGAGAACUUUUUAUCAUAGCUCAUCAUUUUCAGCACAUUUUUUCCUAUAGAAAAACACUGAUUAGAAAUAUAUCUCAGGGGGUGCACUGAACCCCCUCCGUCCAACUAGACUAAAUGCAGAGACUCUUAUCCAUACUUUUAUUACCUGCAGAAUUGAUUAUUGUAAUGCUCUCCUCUAUGGUCUUCCCAAAAAGAACAUUUCACAGCUUCAGCUGCUGCAAAAUUCGGCUGCACGCAUACUGGUGAAGACCAGGAGGAGAGCCCACAUUACACCAAUUUUUAAGUCUCUGCAUUGGCUUCCUGUAUCCUUUAGAAUAGAUUUUAAGGUUCUUUUAUUAGUUUAUAAAUGUCUUAAUGGUCUUGGUCCUCCUUAUUUAUCUGAAUUGCUGCUACGAUAUGAGCCCAGUAGAGCCCUCAGGUCUUCAGGUAGUGGUCUUUUAAUAGUCCCCAAAGUUAGAACCAAAACAUAUGGUGAGGCAUCAUUCUAUUAUUAUGGUCCCCGCCUGUGGAACAGUCUGCCUGAAGACCUGAGAGCAGCACCUACAGUUCAUAUUUUUAAAUGCAAACUCAAGACCUUCCUUUUUAGUCUGGCUUUUUAGCUGAUUUUUUUUUUUUAAUUAUUCUUCUAGCCUCUCUUUUUUAGUCUACUCUUUUUAUCUUGUGUAUUUUACUCCACUCUAGUCCCAGAAUUAUUAUUUUAUGUUUUAACACUAUUUGUUUAUUUUCUUUUAUUGUUUGAUUUAAAAACAGUUUUAUUAUAUGAUAAUUUAUUAUUUUUACUCUUAUAUUUCUUUUUUUUUUAAAUUUUUUUUUAUCAUUUUAUGAGUUUCCUAUAUCUUGUCAUGGUUUUAUCAGUUUAGCUUCAGCUCCAGUGUUUCCCCAUCUUAGUUUAGAUAGUUUAGUAAAGAUAGUGUUUCCUUGGUCCACUAGGGCUUCCUGCUGAGCCCUGUCUUGGUGUCCCAGUGUAUGUGUGUGUGUGUGUGUGUGUGUGUGUGUGUGUGUGUGUGUGUGUGUGUGUGUGUGUGUGUGUGUGUGUGUGCGUGCGGGUGGGUGGUGGGGUCUCUGUUAAAUGCAGGCUUUGAGGGUGGGUGGGUGGAUGGGGUUUUAAAAUUUGUAUUUUAUCUUGUAUUUUAUUUGGUAUCCCCUGAUCCUCUCCUUCUUGCAUUCUUUAAUGUACAGCACUUUGUGAUACAGUCCAUGUAUGAAAAGUGCUCUAUAAAUAAAGUGAUUAAUUGAUUGAUUGAUUGAAAACGGAGGAUGCAGCAUCUAUGAUUUCCAGUUUUACAUUUAAAGGACAACUGGACUUACUUGGGAAAUUUUGCCAACUAAGUCCAGUUGUCCUUUCUAAAAUAUUGUUAGAUUUUGAUUCAUCAGAUCUCAGGACAAUUAUAGUACAAGUGAUUUUAACCCCAUGCGGUGACUCCAACUACAGAGUCUUGAUGCUCCUAAACCUGGAGAUCUAGUUCAGCAUUAAUGGAGCCUUCACAGAUGACGCAAACGAAGAUCCUGAGAUGCUAAAACUUCAAGAAAUAACCUUGAAUGUCUGAAUGAAACAGGAGUGUGUGAAGAUUGAUUUUAGGCUCUGUGUGUGUGUGUGUGUGUGUGUGUGUGUGUGUGUGUGUGUGUGUGCGUGUCACUGAUAGACCCCCCCCCCCCCCCAUUCCAUCUGUGUUAUCAUGCUAAGCGACACUGGGCUAACACUGUGUGUAUCAGACUGGUGGCAGGCUAAUGCUGAUUUGUACCGUUAGCAAGAGUCAUCAGUGAUGGUGACGUCACUCGUUCAGUUGGCGGUGAUUUCUCACACAUCAGCCGUCAUUAUGUUAGCUGAGUGGGUGUUUGAAAGUGUGUAUGUGUGUGGCCUAAAGCUGCUGUUAUAGCUGUCUGUGAUGCAGAGAAUACUGGAUUCUGAUUGGCUGGGAGGUGGGCAUCACAUUGUCUCCCCCAGUGAAACCUCAGGGAUCAGGACAGGCUAAUGUGGAGGCAAAAUAACAGCCAGCAAGUAACUUAAAGUCCUGGUUGACAAUCUGAGAUCUGUAUCGCCCUCCCCAUGACACACCCCCUCUAGCAGAGCAAGAAGCCAGCCGGCAGAAGAUCCUACGCUAGCUUGAAAUAGGAGCCACCAUGUCGGAUUGUUAGUGACUAGCUGCGGUAAACGCCAGCUCUGCUAGCGAGCGCCAUCUGCAGCUGCCUGGACAGCUACCGUGUUGACAGAGACAGAGACUAAUAAGAGUUAUUUAUGUAACAUGUGCCACAAUAAAAGGCGAUAAAAGUUACCUGUUCAACAAAAACUCUGCUGUCUCGGCGUCUGUUUUCAGGACCAAAUCCUGGCGGAGCUUUCUCCACCGCUUCAAAGAUGACCCGAUGUUUAUUCCAGUUAGAUUCCUCGCUUGGUCACAUUUCCUCUUCGUCUCCGCCCUUUCUUCUGUCAGCUUGCGUUUUCUUCCCACUUUUGGCGGUGGGGCGAGCAGAAGUGUUCUUUUUUUUUUUUUGCAUCCUUCUCCAUCACAGCUCCUGUAGCUAAGCUGCUACGCUACUUUUAGCCACUCAGAGCUCAGAGGAGGGCCAGGAUAGUGGGAGGCGACGAGUCGGAACUACAGGAGAGGGGUAUGUCAAAUACAGCGAGGUGAUUGGAUGGAGAGGCGGAGCAGGAGAUUGACCAAAAGGAGCUGUCUGGGACAGAUGGCUCCCAUUGGUCAAUGUUUUCGCAGCCCUGCACCUGCUAGGGUGAACAGAUUUUUUCCGUUCUUUUUUCUUUUUGGAGAUUGCAUAAUGGGACCAUGAUCGCCAUAAAAACGAGGUUCAUAGUACUAACCAAUCUCUACAAUCGUCAACCAUGCCUGAAAAUGGCAGAAGAUAACGCAGGUCGUAUGGGAGGUCACUUCCUGCCCAAGUUUGGGGGAGUAGAUCAACAGAAACAGGAGUAGACUGUUGGACACCCAGACAGGACCGCUGAAGGUCAGAUGGCAUGCUAAACACCUCCUCUGAACCAACAUAAAAACAGGGUUUGAUUAGUAGGUCCUGGAGCACAGAUCCAUUCUGAACUUCGUUAUCCAGGUUUGUCAGUCUGACUGUGAGAAGUUUGGCUCGGUGUGGAGUUUCCAGUUUCAGCCGGACUGAUGCAAUAAAUGGAUUUUUGUACGUGGAAACACCCUGAAAGUGGGAGUUAUCACUAAUCACAUUAAUCACUAUGACCCACUAUCAAAGCUCAGUACCAGGCUACACCGCCGCUCCCCAGAUCCAGAUGGGACUAUCUUUUGAUGGUCUCUUUCUUUCGGUCUCUGUCUCUUUCUGUCUCUCUCUCUUUCUCCCUCUCUCUCACUCCUUUUUUCUCUCUCUCUCUCCCUCUCUCUAUCUCUCUCUUGCUUGCUCUCUCUCUCUCUCUCUCUCCUUCUCUCUCUCUCCUUGUAUAAUAGCUCAGUGUGUAACGGCGGUCUCUCUCUGUUAUGUAACUCCUUGCUUUCAUCAUUAACCCCCUCUGUUUCCCAGUAUCAUUCCAGUUUGAGUUUCCCGUUGGCACUGUGACCCAGUUACCCCCCUGUUUUGUGACUGUUUGUGUUGUAUUAAUGUGUGUGUGUGUGUGUGUGUGUGUGUGUGUGUGUGUGUGUGUGUGUGUGUGUGUGUGUAAACUUCCAUCACACCAAUUAAAAUACCAACAACAGAGAGAGAGAGAGAGAAAGAGAGAGAGAGAGAGAGAGAGAGAGCAUCAGUAAUUGUUCAUUCAAGCCUCUCACUUCGGUUGAGAGGGAGAGAGAGAAAGUAUUUCAUUCAUUCAUUCAUCAGAGGGACAGUUUAUCAUCCCCAUGAGUGUCACUCAGUACGUUUCCAUGACACUUGAGAAAACCAAAUUAUCGCCUUACUCCAAUUAAGACCGGACAACUGAGGGUUAUGUAAACACCUCAGUAUGACUAUAAUCAGAGUUUGAGAACUCUGUUUAGAGUCGGAGAACUCCGAUUAAGACGCUCAGAUAAUGCGAUUGGAAUUCUGUUUUCUCUACCAUGUAACCAGCGUAGUCAGAGUAUGAUCAGACAAUGCAUGUGUGCGUGCGCAACGCCCCCGGAACCCCGGAACAAAAACACCACAGAAGAGGAGUAGCGUGCGUCUCAUCUUUAGAAAAAGUUGCGCGUCCAUCAUGUAGGACAAAAACAACGCUGUACGAUGCUCCAUCUUCUUGCUCCAAAAUGCCCAGCAGCAGUUGUAGACACUUCUGAAUCUGGCACGGACCUGCUGUUGUUGUUGACGGUUGUAUGGGCUCGGAAACAGCGCAGCUGAAAAGACCCAUAUCGCCCCCUAGUUUUGGGGAGGAGGACAAGUUCAUUAAUUCAUUUUUUUCAGCUGCAUGUAUACAUCGACAAGGAGAGAAGUGCAAUUCGGCAGGGAUUUUUGCCACAUGCCAAUUCUUACCGGAUCCGUUUGUGAGGCGAAUUUCAUGGCGGAUUACAGAGAGCGGUAAUCGCGAGAACUCACAAGAACCCGCGGAUUCACGUUCAAUCACGCGAUAACAAGUUGUCUCUAUAAAGACAGCCACAUAGACAUAUAAGCAGUAGAUUGUGUCCUUCCAGAGGAGGAAAUCUACUUCUAGACUUCUAGAAUCAGCAUCUCCUCAUCCAUGGUGUCAUCGGGGUGAAAUGACGUCUAAAAACCUUUCCCUUGUUCGUCUCCGCCCAUUUGCAUGGUGUGAAAUACGAUCCGCCUGAAACACAGAGUGUUUUAUUUUGAAAAGAAGCCGGAUGUUUUAUUUUGUGUCUGUGCCUGACUUCCUUUCCAGCACGGGUUAAUCUGUGCUGAAUUUAUCCGCCAUGCUCCGGCGCCCAGAAAAAAUAGAACUCUUGCGAUCAGCUGUGGAGUCCGGCGAUCCGCAUAGGAACGGAAAGAAGCCGGUGAAAAUUGACACGUUAACUUGAAUAGUUACGAUCAGCUACGAUCGGAGGAUACGAUCUUUUAGUAGAUGUUCAGGAUGCAGCUGAAAUUGGGAGUUAGAUUGGCCGAGGGUUUGACACAGCUGGAGUGGGUGUUACUUUUUACACAGCUCUGCAGGAAUAAAACAACCUGAAGGUGACGCCUUCAGAGGAAACAUCUGUACCCUUUAGUUUAUGUUAGAUAGUCCCUCUAGAGGAACAGCUCCAGGUUUGUGGACCAGCUGAGACUCAGAUCCAUACGUGUUCCUACAUUUGAGCACUGGAUCAGCAAAGACGGGUUUUAUGGCCCGAUUAAAGUCCAGGUCAUAAACACAGUUUCAGGUGCUGAAUGGUGAUCACGUGUGGGACCCCUCAGCUGUCGUUCCUCUGCUGCCGGUCUUUCAGACUUAUGGUUUGACCUCUCGUUGACCUCUCUGGUCACUCUGGCUGUAUACCUGAUACUCUCCUGACUUCAUUAGUUUCUCCAGAGGAGAAGAAACCGCUCGACUCUGUCCUUUUACCACGGUGAAGCUGAUCUCACGCACCCUCCAUGUCUUGUGAUCUGCAUUUCUUUUAGUUUUAGUGCAGCUCACACCAAACAUCAAGUGAAAGCACAUUUAAGAGUACAACCUGAUAAAUAAAUUGUUAUUUUUUCAUGAUUAUUUGUUUGACUAAACAAAUCUUUCAGAAAUAAAAAACAUCUCAGGUCUUUUUCUCUCUUUUCUCUCUCUGUGAUUCGCUGUCAUCCUAAAGUUUAUGUCAUUUUUAAAACACGAUUAAAAGAUUAAAUAGGAAUAAUUAAAGUUGCAGUUAAACCUUUCCUUCUUUAUUUUCGUGGUCAUACUUUUAUAUUUUACUCUGAAAUUCUCUCCUGUCUUUAGUUCAGGAGAGAGAAACACGAAGAACAUCUGUCUGUUCUCCUCGGCUGAGUUAACAGACGGAUUAAAAAUGAAUUAAAGGAGAUAAAAAGACUUUUUCUUUGACUCUGAGAGGAUGGAGGAGGUGAAGGAUGAAGAUCCUCCUCUUCCUCUUCAGUUACAUAAAACCCUCCUCAGCAUGCCGCUGAAAUAAACAUGAAACCCGACUCAGCGUCAGAGUCGCUCUAACUCGUUAAGAACAGUCUAAAUUAAAGGGGCAUUCUGCAGUUUGUUGGGGCUUUAGGUCAGAUGACCAUAAGAACUGGAUCCUUAAGUGACUGUAAGAUUGACCUAAUCCUGUAAAGUCUGUAACAGAAUGACCCUGUAACACUGACCCUGUAAUACUGACCGACCCUAUAACACUGACCCUGUAACACUGACCCUCUACCUGACCUUGAGACACUGACUAACUCUGUAACAAUGAUAGAUCCUGUAACACUAAUCCUGUAACUAGCCCUGUAACACUAACUGACCCUGUAACUAGCCCUGUAACACUAACUGACCCUGUAACUUACCCUCAGUUAACUGACUAUGUAACACCGGCUGACCAUGUACCUGACCCUGUAACACCGACCCUGUAACCUUGUAACUGACCCUGUAACACUAACUGACCCUGUUACACUGACUGACCCUGUAAUUGACACUGUAACACUAACUGACCCUGUAACUGACCCUGUAACACUGACUGACCCUGUAACUUACCCUCAGUUAACUGACUAUGUAACACCGGCUGACCAUGUACCUGACCCUGUAACACCGACCCUGUUACACUGACUGACCCUGUAACACUAACUGACCCUGUUACACUGACUGACCCUGUAAUUGACGCUGUAACACUAACUGACCCUGUAACUGACCCUGUAACACUAACUGACCCUGUAACUGACCCUGUAACACUAACUGACCCUGUAACUGACCCUGUAACUAACCCUGUAACACUAACUGACCCUGUAACUGACCCUGUAACACUACCUGACCCUGUAACACUGACUGACCCUGUAACUGACCCUGUAACACUAACUGACCCUGUAACUGACCCUGUAACACUAACUGACCCUGUAACUGACCCUGUAACACUAACUGACCCUGUAACUAACCCUGUAACACUAACUGACCCUGUAACUGACCCUGUAACACUAACUGACCCUGUUACACUGACUGACCCUGUUACUGACCCUGUAACACUGACUGACCCUGUUACUGACCCUAUUACUGACCCUGUAACAUUUACUCACCCUGUUACUGACCCUGUAACACUGACUGACCCUGUAAUUGACGCUGUAACACUAACUGACCCUGUUACAUUGACUGACCCUGUAACACUGACUGACCCUGUUACUGACCCUGUAACACUGACUGACCCUGUAACACUGACUGACCCUGUUACUGACCCUGUAACAUUGACUGACCCUGUAACUGACCCUCAGUUAAUUGUCUCUUCUUCAGGUGUCUUCCUGAUCCCGUACCUGCUCUUCAUCUUUGUCGGAGGAAUCCCGAUCUUCUUCCUGGAGAUCGCUCUGGGUCAGUUCAUGAAGGCGGGCAGCAUCAAUGUGUGGAACAUCGCUCCACUCUUUAAAGGUACAGUACACCUAAAAACGGUCCAUUCUGAAUGUUCUCCCUCUUUGUUUGUCUUACAGGUUUUCACAUGAUCACAUUUAGUUCCUAGUGUCAUAUUUCUCUCAGGACACUUCAGAGCACACUCUUUAUCCUUUUAUUCACAGAAACCAAAUGUUUAUUCAGCUCCAUUUGUGUCUUAUCACAGCUUUAGAAGUCCACAAACACAAAUUUAUCCCGGAGAGUGAUGGCGGUUUCCUCCACGCUCCUUUUUAUGGACACACUCUGAGACUCUGGUACCUGCUGAGCUCCCGCUCUCACAGGCAUUAAGUAUCUGUUUCAACACCAGCAGGGACGCUGAGAGUGGACCAACUUUUCUCUAAAGUGUAACCGAUAAGUUGGUCACAGGUUAUUAGACUGCAAACAGAACAGGACAGUUUCUUCUCCACACGCCUCAAAACAAACUGUCCUCACGUCUGGAUGGACAUGUCGUUCUGCAGGCACACACUCAGUGUCCAGUCCAGGUGUGUGUGUGAAGGUCGAGUUUGUGAUCCUACGUGCCUACACACACACACACACACACACACACACACACACACACACACACACACACACACACACACACACACACACACACAAACAGACACAUAUAUUUCCUGGCACCUUCAUAUCUGUGUCAACACAAUCCUUUUUUUUCACUUCACUCCCUCUUCCUCCCUUUUUCCGCUCCCUUCUUUCCUUCCUACUCCCUCCUCCACCCUUUUUCCACUCCCUUCUUUCUUUUCUACUCCCUCUUCCUUCCUUCUUGCAUUCCUACUGGGGGGCUUUAAACAUCUGGGGGCUUUAAGCAGCUCCUUCAGCAGCAGACUUAGACUCCCACCUUGCAAGAAGGAGCGCUACCACAGGUCAUUCGUCCCUUCUGCUUUAAGACUUUACAACGAACUGCAAUACUUUUUAUCUGGUACUUAAAUUGUGUAUAUUGUAUAUAGUUUUAUUUUUCUUCUCCCUUUUUCCUUUUCUAAAUGUUUUCUUAAUUAGAACAUUUAUUUAAGUUCUUAAUAUACGAUCUUUAUUUUCACAACUGCAUUUUUGCACUUUGUCUGUGAUGCUGCUGUGACAAAAAAAUGUCCCCCAUGGAGGAUCAAUAAAGGAAUAUCCUAUUCUAUUCUAUUCUAUUUUAUUCUCUACUCCCUCUUCCUCUUUGUUUGCUCCCUUCUUACCUUCCUACUUCCUCUUUCUCUGUUUUUACACUUCCUUCUUUCCAUCCUACUCCCUCUUCCUUCCAAUUGCUCUCUUCUUUCCUUCCUACUCCCUUCCUCAACUCAACUCAAACUUUAUUUAUAGAGCACUUUAAAAACAACCGAAGCUGACCAAAGUGCUGUACAGGUCAAUAAGACACAGUGAAAUACAUAAAACAGACAGUAAACAAUAUGAUCAAAAACGCAGAAUACAAGAUUAAAUUACAGCAAAGUAAAAUACAGGUAAGGUACAAAUACACCAUAAAUAUAAACAAAUAUAAAAUACGUAGGUAGAUAAAAAACAAAUAUAAAAUAUAAAAUUCCUCCCUUUUUCCGCUCCCUUCUUUCCUUUCUACCCCCCUUUUCUCCCUUUUUUGGCUCCCUUCUUUCCUUCCUACACCCUCUCCCUCUUCCUCCCUUUUUUGCUCCCUCUUUUCCUUCCCACUCCCUCUUCCUCCCUUUUUGCUUCCUUUUUUCCUUAGUACUCCUUCUCCUUCUUCCUCCUUUUUUCGCUCCCUUCUUACCUUGCUACUUCCUUUUCUACCCUUUUAUUCGCUCCCUUCUUUCCUUCCUACUCCCUCUCCCACCCUUUUCACACUCCCUUUUUUCCUCUCUACCCCCCUUUUCUCCCUUUUUUGGCUCUCUGCUUUCCUUCCUACACCCUUUUCCUCUUCCUCCUUUUGUAUCCUCUCCACUUAAAUCUUCUGCUCACCUAUUGGCUGAUUAAUUUUCACCCUUCUAUUUUUCUCCAGGCCUUGAAAACAGAUUCUCUAAAUAAUAAAUGAAAAAAACAAAAUUAUUCAUUGAGGUUAUUUCUAGUGUAAAGUUCACCUGAGCUCCAGGUCACUCAGGACUUGUUUUCCCGCUCAGGUGUUCAGGAGGUCAGGUACAGCCCACUUGUUACUCCUGCCUAUGAUAAACAUAUAAAUAAAGGUUUACAGUUUUGACCAAGUUUUACUGCAGGAUGUGAAUCAGGGUGACCGUGCAGAGGUCAGUUCUUGUUUUUAUGUCUUAUAAACAGUUCGCACAUGUGACGCUGUCUAUUUUUGUCACAGUAAACUUUAACAGGAGUUUGAAGGCAGUUCAGUUUAAAGUGAAAAAUUAAUACAUACCUUGACUUUAUAACCGAAAAGAAGUUAACAGGGAGGGUAAUUCAAAAUCUUCUUCGGCACAUGAUGUUUAGGUAUGUAUGUCAACCUUCAGAAUGACCCGAGUCCUUUACCACCCCUGUAAGGUUUGUUGAUGUGUUUUAACAUCAUGUGUAAGACUAAAUAAAGUUAGGACAGAAUGAAAAAGGGGAGACAAGUCCUGCUUAUUUUUCUGUCAUUGAAAACAGAAGCUGAGCGCAGAAACCCUCCUGUUUUUUUUUUUUUUUAAAUAAUGUUGUAUUUUAAAGACAGUUUUCACCCCUCAGGCCUCUUUUGAAUUUUCUGAUUUUUUUGGUAUCCUGCAACUUUAUUAGUAAGAACUUUAAAUUACUGAUAAUUAAACCUGUUAGUUAGCCCUGAAACUAAAGUUCAUAUUUGUUCUUCUUUUUUUUUUGCUGAAAACUGAGGAGUUUAAAACCCUACUGUGUCAAACAAAUAUCAAUUUAACAUUUUAAGAUCUUUUUAUCCAUAUAAAUAGCUGAGGUAUUUUUGAAUCUACUCAACAAUUUUAAAAUUUUCAGUGAGAGAUUGGUUUAAACCAUAUUUAACUAACUUUCUUCCUUCUAUCCAUCCUUCCAACCUUUUUCCUUCCUUCCAUCCAUCCUUUCCUUUCUCCUACCUUUCUUCCUUCCAUCCUUCCAUCUUUCCUUCCCUUCUUCCUUCCAUCCAUCCAUCCUUCCUUUCUUCUAUCCUUUUUCCUUCCUUCCUUCAAUCCUUCCACCCUUCCUAUCCUUUCAUCCUUCCUCUCUUCCUUCCCUUCAUCCUUUCUUCCUUCCUUCCUUCCUACCUACCUUUCUUAAUUUCUGCUUUCCUUCCUACCUCUUAACCUUCCUUCCUUUCUUUCAUCCUUUCUUCCCUCCCUCCUUCUUUCCUUUCUGCCUGCCUUCCAUUCUUCCUUCCAUCCUUCCUUUCCUUCUUCCUUUCUUUCUUCCAUCCUUUCUUCCUUUUUUCUUAUCCUUCCAUUAUUCCUUCCCGUCUUUCUUCCAUCCAUCCUUCCUUCCUUCCCUCCUGCCUUCCAUCCUGUCUUCCCAUCUUUCGUUUCUUCCUUCCCUCCCUCCUUUGCUGAUGUUUCUAGACUUUCUUGGCUGACAUUCCUGAUCUAAACUCUGAUCCCUCUUCUCCUUCGUCAGGUCUGGGUUAUGCCUCCAUGGUGAUCGUGUUUUUCUGUAACACCUACUACAUCAUGGUCUUGGCAUGGGGCUUUUACUACCUGAUCAAGUCCUUCAACACCACGCUGCCCUGGUCCACCUGCAACAACGAGUGGAACACGCCCAGCUGCCUGGAGAUCUUCAGACAUCAGGACUGCAACAACGCCAGUGUCCCCAACGACACCAUCAUCAGCGGCAACAUGACCUGUGCCCAGCUGGCCGAGGCCCGAUCCCCUAUCAUCGAGUUCUGGGAGUGAGUUCCUGAUCUUGUUGCUUCUGGUUCAAGGGACAGGGGUUUUCAGAGCAUGUGAAGAUGGUUUUCGACUUAAAGUUUAAGAAAGACUCCAUCCAACAGUUUUAGAACGUUUCUAAAAGUUCUGCUAAAGCUUUAAAAUAACUCCUCUUUAAAAAGUCUCCUGAAGCUGGAAAAUAUUCACUCAGACUGAGUUUCCUCAAAACAUGUCUGAGAAAGUUUUAUUUUAAAACCUGGAAAUUAUUGACAGGAGCCACAGCAUGGUCACCAGAUAAAUUCAGACCAAACAUGUGACCUUAUUUAACCUCUGUUAUAUCUUAAAAAAGCUCCAAGUCUGCUUCGUUGUCAGCGUCUCAGUGUAUCACAGAGUUUAUUAUCACCUCUGAGCUCGGCCUCUCUGCUGCAGUCAGACUGAGCAGCUCAUUAUCACACCUGCAGGUAACCAGGUGAAAAUGUCGGUCAGCUGACAGAGCUCAUUAAUGUCUGAGUUUACUGUGGGGUCAGCACCUCCACGUCUCUGAGGAGAGGAGGAGGUCAGGACAGGACAAGAGAUCGUAAAGGUAAUAAUAGAGUUAAUGAAUGAAGGAAUACAGCCCUCUUUAUCUGCUUUUACAGACCGAGGUGACGUGAGCGUUAAAAUGAGGUUAAAGUGCUGAUGAAAAAUAAUACUGCAUUAUCGAAGAGGAAACUCGUCUGCUCUUGUCUCGUUUUGAGACAGUAUAGAUUUCAUAACAGUUUAACCCUGACGUCCUUUUCAAAUUAAGCUGACAUCAACGUUAUCUAUCUGGUGCACCUCACAGUGGGUCCUCACAGUCCAAAUCCAGUAAAAGAUUUAAUCCAAAAACGUCCAUAAAGGUCCUCAGAUUACUUUUAAUACUUUUAUUUUUAGAUGCUUUUUCUUAAAUACAAGUCCCUGUUCAUGAACUGUUUUUGGGUUGGAUCAAAUAAGAGUUGUGGGUUAGUUUAAAAGUUUUCUUCUUUCUGCAGGAACAAGGUGCUCAAUAUCUCCACGGGUCUGGACGACAUUGGACAGUUUAACUGGGAGCUCACGUUGUGUCUGAUGGCUGUCUGGGUUCUGGUUUACUUCUGCGUCUGGAAGGGUGUCAAAUCCACUGGGAAGGUACGUUUUUAUUUGAUAUGGCCUUUCUGGUUUCCACUGGUUGAUAUGCAAAAAUAGUCUGUCUCCUUUCUUAGAGAUGAGAGACUUAAAAAAUGCAAAAAAAUCAAACCAUUAGCCUCGUAUACAGCAAAUGAUAUCAUGUUUAUAUUGGGAUAAUGUAAUUAUGAUUAAUCUAUAUAGGUGAAUUAGAAUAAGAAAAAACUAUCAGGAAAAUAGAUGUCAGUCUUUGACAACAUUACCUCUUCUCUGAAAACUAAUUUCAACGUAUAAUAAUAUAAUAAUAAUAAUAAUUAUUAUUAUUAUUAUAUGAUUAUUAUUAUUAUUAUUAUUACUAUUUUUUUAACAUAUUAUUUUUUUCUCUCGAUACAAUUAUUAUCAUUAUUUUUAUUAUUAUUAUUAUUAUAUUUUAUUAUUUAUUAUCAUCAUUAUUAUUAUAUUGUUAUUGUUAUUAUUUAUUUAUUUAUUAUUAUUAUUAUUAUCAUUAUUAUUAUUAUUAUCAUCAUAGACAUUAUUAUUAUUACCAUAGACAUUAUUCCUAUUAUUUUUAUGAUGAUGAUGAUGAUGAUGAUGAUUGCACAAAUAUCAUUUUGAGGAUUGGUAGGUAUUUAGGUUCCUUUUAAGUCUUAAGGUGGGUCCCUGAUGUAAGAACAUACAUCCAUCUAUCAGUAAAAAAAAAGAAAAGCAAAACUUUGUUUUAAAUUAGAUGACAUCUAUCCGUAUUUUUACUGUUUACUUACAAAUCUGUUCUUACUGAGUAACAAAAAUAAAAAAACAAAAUGUAUUUAUUUAAGCAUCUGUUUAUGAAUUUAUUCGUUUAUUUAAGCCUUUUUUGGGACCAGUUGGUACACGGGUCCCCAAAAGUAUUAUUGGAAAUCACUUCCCCACAAUCCCAUAAAUAAAAAGACAUAUCCUGCAGCCAGCUUCACAAUAGAAUAGAAAUAUAACAAAACAAAAUAAGUAGUUGGUAAUACAGUGGUCUACUUUGCUCUAUCCUAAAAUAAAUCUAAACUACUGAAGUGGACUUUUUAAAAAAAUUCUCACCAAGUCCUUAUUCUGGGACCUGUAGGUAUUUAGGUCCCCAUGAGGAUUAUUCAAAUCCGUGUCCCCAUAAUGCCAUUAGAUCAAGAACACCUGUCCUUCAGCUGGCAUCAUACUGACUGUCAGGUGGUACAGCGCGCUAACAGCUGGGCUUAAACUACAUUACAUAACACCACUGAAGGUCAAAGGUCACCUGAUCAGUAAUAUUAUGUCAGGAUGGAGGGUGUAAUAAUGUAACCUGUGUGUUAAUCAUGUGAGGUGAUUAAAAACGAAGACUCAGCCUUGUCGUCACUUUUGUUCUCCUGCAUCCAGUCUUUGAAAAUGUGGGCCUGUUCCUUUAAAUCCUUCAAAUGAGAGCAUACAGCAGUGUGUGUGUGUGUGUGUGUGUGUGUGUGUGUGUGUGUGUGUGUGUGUGUGUGUGUGUGGGGGGGGGGGUUGUGUGUUUCACUAGCUCGUGAUGAUGGCACUCGUACACACCGCUGUCACAUGGCAGGCUAAGCGUUGCCAUGACUACGUCAUCGAGGGGAUGAGGAGGGGGGGCAGUGAGGUGGCAGGCUGUGAUUGGUCGAUGGGAGGGAGGGCAGCUUUGACUGCAGUGGGACGUGACUGGGAGACAUAGAGAGGAAAAUACCCAUGAACACUCCAAGUACUGUGCUUUCUGAGUACAGUCAUGUGUACUGUACUGGACAUGCUUCAUAUAUAUAUAUAUAUACUGCACAGAAACAUCUUUAUCUUACGAUCUGAACCUCCAUCUGACCGUUUCUGUGACCCCUCCGGGUCUAAUCUCUGUUCAUGUAGCAAGAUCGAACACAGUUCUUCAAAGUGUUCAGGGUCAGGGUUAAAACUACAGUUAAGGACCUGUUUAGGAGCACGGUUCAGACCAUUUAGAGUAAAAAAAAUAGGAAAAAUGUCAAAACACACACUUAUAGAAACAUGUAUCGAUCCAUCACAGACAAACACACACACACACCUUUAACAAACACACUCAGUGCUCGGUCAACAGCCUCCAGGCUUCUGCAGAAGUGAUAAAAACUAAAUCAGAGAAACAUGAAACCAAUAGUCCUGAAACUAAAGUUCAUAUUUGUUCUUCAGUGACUCCAACUACAGAGUCCUGAUGCUCCUAAAACUGGAGAUCUUGUUCAGCAUUAAUGGAGCCUUCACAGAUGUAGAAGAUACCCAGGGCAUAGACUCUGUUGAUCCCCAGACCAUCAGGGAUGCUGGAUUUGGACUUGGACGUCCCUUUAUAAAGCAGAGUUCAUGAUUUCCCAGAUUUUGAUCGGCUAAUUUAAUACUUUAUUCAGUUUUUACAUUUGUUUACAUUUUAAAGUUUUGAUGUCCUCCUGCAGAGUUCAUCCAGGACUGGUUCUUGCUGUUUCAGAGAAUAUAAAAUCAAACAAACAGCCUGUAAAAAAAAAACAGCCAACCUGUCACACUUUAACACUUUACACCUGGUCAUUUCUGAGCACAAUAAAGUUUCACUGCUGUCUGCAACAGAUAAACAGUUUUUGAUCUUGACUUUACAGACGAGUUCCUGCUGAUAUCACAUUUAUGAUUAUACUCCUGAGAAGUGCUGUUUAGAUAAAGUUUAUUAUCUUUAUUUUUAUACAGCCGCGGUUUUUGGAUCCAGUGGUGUUCACACGGGUCUCAGUACCGACAGAAACCCGAUUUGAAUGUUGAUCAUCAGCAGGAGGCUGAAAGCUGAGAGUCAGAGCAGACGGGGACAGAAGAGCGAGUGGUGAAAUAAGAGCAGGACCCCCAAACUAACAAAAACCAGAGACUGACAACCCCCCCUCUGCUCUUUGACAGGGUUGGAUACUUCCCUCAGUCUACAUUAGCACAGAAAACCACAGUAGCCAAACUACCAGGACAUUAUCUGACAAUUAUUAAAGAAAGAGAGAGGCAGAAGAAAAAUAAUGGUGUAUCCCCAAUCGCAUACUUCCAAACUAAAUACUUAGAUUUUUCAAAUUGAGUAUUCUAAGCAUACUAUGUACUCAGUCGUUUAGUGCUUGAGUUUCAAGGGUGCAGUGUUGUCCCAAAUCGCUUACUGCCGAGCUGCGCACUCACCGAAAAUGACAACGUGAUUUCUUCUUCUACGCCAAUUUGUCACCAGCUAGCUCUGCAUCAGCUAAUUACCACCACCUUUUGCCUGUGCUCGUUCAUCCACUUUUGAGGUAAAAUCAGCAACACUGUUCGCGGUGAAAGACAAACAGGUUACCCAGGUUACACCACAAAUAUACUCAAAACGAUAAACGCCGGUGGUGCUUGGUGGAAAGAACAUGUGUAAAAGGCAACUUAUUACCUACAUGUGAACAAAGCUUCCAGGUCGACUGUCGCCGACCCACUGGCACCACAGCAGUCCGCAGCCAUUCUUACUGAUGAAAUGAUUGCGGCAAGUGUCCACAGUCAGAUACUCAAAAUCUUGACCGAUUUGAGUACGUCAUCCGGGUACUUUUGCCUACUCAAUUUUCGCAUACUAUCCAUACUUUUUUCCAUUUGCGUUGAGUAUACUCAAAAUUUAAAGUAUUUGGCCACACCAUAAGACUAUGGCAGAGUAAGAAGUAUUUGGUGAUAUCUGUGUGUGUCUGCAGCUUUAAUAAUUCUGACUGUAAACCUGCUUUAAAGGGAUAUGAAUGUUGCCGACUGUUUGCUUCUCUAGUUAUACCAACUUUAGUAACAACUACAGCCGGGUGACGCAGCUCAAGAAAAAACAUUUAUGAUCAUUUCUUCAUGGAAAUACAAUCAGACCGAGACGCUAAGGCAGAAGAACUACCGCGUCUGCAGUGCAAAAUGAUUAAUAUGAUGAUUAUUACUUCAAGGAAAUGAUAAAGAAAUGAUCAUAAAUGUUCUUCCUUGAGCUGUGUCACCCCGCUGUAGUCCGUACGUAAUGGACUGGCCUGAGGUCUCGCUACAUACAAGUGGCUGCUGGAAGAGAGUAGGUGAGUUGUGUUUAGUGUCUUUGCUAAAGAAAUUAGUCAAAGUUUAAAAGAUGUUUGGUGGCUAGGACUAUAUGUCCUGUUGAUGAAGUUAGGUGCUGUUCUGAGCAUUAUUUGUGGCUAUAGAGUGGCGUUUUGGUUGAGGUUUGUUUAUGGCUCCUCAGACCGCUGUGUAUUGCUAUCCUGCGGUCGUUAAUAAAGUUGGUAUAACUAAAGAAGCAAGCGGUCGGCAACAUUCAUCUCUGGAGGGGGUGUCUAACUACUGUGUUUGACCCUGAAUUAAUUUUACGUCGGAAUAUCCCUUUAAUGCAGCAGGUUCAAAUGAAGCUUUUGUUCUAAUUCUAUUUUAUUUAUUUGGCUUCUGAACAUCCCUGCUCCACACACCGACAUCAUGAAAUACAGUUUCAAAAAGGUUCCUUUUCAGUAAAACCACUGCACAUCAAUCCAGAAAUAAGUGUGUGUAACUGUGUGUGUGUGUGUGUGUGUGUGUGUGUGUGUGUAUGUGUAUGUGUGACUCGAGGGUGUGUGUGCUUCAAUAGAAAAAUGUUCUCUGCUGUGAUUUGACUGAAACUCGACUCCACCUGGGACCGGACGCUCUCCGUGGUGCUGAAACUCCAAAUUCCUGUCUGCCUGAGUGUGUGUGUGAGUGUGUAUAUAAGUGAGUGUGUGUGUGUGUGUGUGUGUGUGUGUGUUCAGUCUCAGCAGGCCUCUUUUCCUUUUGUUUCCUUAGAUCAGGUUCAUGUUUAGUUUCCUCUCGGCUGUUUUCUUUGCUCUGAUUCUCACAGAUUUCUCCUUGGUGGUGGGGGUUCAUGCAGGGUUUUAAUGUGUAAUAUGUACCUGUGUGUGUGUGUGUGUGUGUGUGUUUCAGAUUGUAUACUUCACUGCCACCUUUCCUUAUGUGGUCCUUAUCAUACUGCUGGUCAGAGGUGUCACACUACCAGGGGCCACAACUGGCAUCAUGUACUACCUAAAACCCGAUUGGUCCAAACUGGAGGAGGCUCAGGUGAGUCCACAGUGACAGGUGAUGAUGUCCUAGGAUCUCCUGUCAGGUAAACAUGUCCAAACGCUCCUUUUUUUUCUUCCUCUCUGCUUUUUUGGUGAAACUGUAAAAGAAGAAUCAUUCGUUCUUUAUUCAGGUGUGGAUCGAUGCUGGAACUCAAAUCUUCUUCUCCUACGCCAUCGGACUCGGGGCUCUGACCGCGCUGGGCAGCUACAACCGCUUCAACAAUGACUGCUACAAGUAUGGCAAACACACAUGCAUGUCUAACUCAACAUUUGAGGACCUUUGCAUAUAAUUAGCAUGAUGAGGACCUGACCAAAAUGUAACCAAUCAGAGCUAAACAGCCAUGAAAGUGAUGUGUUACCUUUUAAAACAGCUGAAAUGAUCAAAUCCUGGACAAUCUGAUUGAUUGACAAUCAAUCAAAAGAAAGUAUCAAUAAUUCAAGUCAAUAGGAAUGUCAAGUGCACUUUAAACAACCUCAAAAAAUCAAAUAGUUACAUACUCAAUCAGAUAUAAAUAACAAUCUGGUUGAGCAACAUUAAUAUCGAUCAUGGAGCGAUUAUCCAGUGAUCGAGUUCAGCCCCAACCAAACCUCACUGCAGUUUAACAUGUUUCUACAAAAAGCUGCUCAAAAUUAACAUGUCGCAGGGAAUAAAACUAGCAACUGCAAUGUCAAUCCAUCCACCAACAUUAAAUACUUUACCUUAAUUUUCUUCAGUUUUACUCCCUCUCUUUCUUUCACCGCCCAACAGCGAACAUGGCUGAAAACCCUGCGAGGCAUUAAAUGGUAUUAGUGACUGCUACACAACAACAUCAUACAAGGUUUUUAAUGAAACAACAGAAAGCUCACCAAAGAUCGAAAAGUUUAAAUCCCUGAAGAAUGACACAUGCUCUUUGUCUGAGGUGCCAACGGUCAUGCUGCAGCUACAGCGCAGUGUUGUUUUCGUCAACUAUGAUGUUGACGAAAAUAUUUUCGCGCGCCCACGUGUGUGUGUGUCUGUGUGUUGGAGGAGCACAGCAGGCUGAUGAGAGCUGUCAGAGCGGAUUGAAGCUGCUCCUAUGUGUUCAGUGUUUAACUGACUGAAUUUUGCAACUCUGUUCGUCGUUUUCGUCUCGUCCCGUCAACGUAAACGCACUUUCGUCUCGUCACAUUUUAGUCAUCUCCGACUUAUGUUUAGCUCGUCAACAUUACGUCUUCGUCGUGGAAGAAAAGGGAAAUAUUUUCGUCAACGAAAACAACCAGUGUUGUUCUCGUUGACGAAAAUAUUUCCCUUGUUUGACGUUGACGAAAAUAUUUGACGAAAUAUGACGAAAACAACACUGCUACAGCGAAGAUGAAGAGGGGGAGUGAACAGGUAAACUCCCCAACGACAGGAAGUUGCCCUACUGCCAUAAAAUCUUUUAAUUGUGGGUUACACACAUUGUGUGUCUGUCUGUACUUGAGGGGACCCUUGGUUAAAAUCUCCAUUCUGAGGACCUGGAUCAAACCUCACCCAUUGUAGUAAAAUUCCCUAAAACAUUAUUAAGGGUCAAUUACUGAACUGUUUGGGAUGUUUCAGGUGUUUGAUAUCUUCAACUGUCUUCUGAUAAAACUUCUAAUUCUCUCUCUCACUCUCUCCCCUCCCCCACAGAGAUGCCUUCGUCUUGGCCCUGAUAAACAGUGGAACCAGCUUUUUCGCUGGAUUUGUCGUGUUUUCUAUUCUGGGCUUCAUGGCGAACGAGCAGGGAGUAGAUAUCUCGCAGGUUGCUGAAUCAGGUAAAAUGACACGAAGCAGCUGGUCCUUUUUCCUGAUGUCUUUCUGUGUGUGUUAUUUCCAAGAUAGUUAUCUGACAAUAUCAGCAGCAAAAAGAUGUCACUGUUUGUUUUUUUGAGAUUUGGUUGAAUUUGCUUUUGUACUUGAGUUUUAAAAUGCCUUUCCACAAGUGAAGCAAAGAUUAAAUUGUGUAGCAGUGGUAAGACCGAUCUUUAUGAGUCCACAAAAAUAAGACUUAUAGAUCAAAGGAGCGAAACAUAGCUACAUAGAACAAAAAUGUAUGCGCAUAAAAGUUGAAAAUAGAGUAAGCUAAGUAGAAAAAAUAGUGGCCUUGGUAAGUUAGACAUGAAUCUGUAAUGGUGAAGCUCUACCACUACUUGUGGAAAUGUGUUACUCUUAUUUCAAUGUUUUCAGGAGCAAAUAGACACAAAAGAAGCUAACUGGUUUAAAAAUCAGAGUAUGUGGCAGCUCAGGGGGGCAAAAAAAAUCUGUUGUCUGAUGAAUUUUCACCAUAACAAGGUUUUGAUCUAACAGAAGGUUAUUAACACGUUAUUAAGAGCUUUGUCAUCUGCCGCCCCGAGGAGGGAAAUCUGCACUAAGAGAACCUUUACUCCAGAUUACUUGAAGUACACUUUGUUGGUAUAUAUGCUCAGUAACAUGAGGAGAACUAAAAAUUUAAACCUUUAAUUUGUACUUUUUACGUGUUUUAAGACGUGUUUUGCUGGUUUAACUUACAUAACUGAUCUGGAUUCUGAGAAAUAAGAGUAAAACCUGCUUCUGCAGACUGAAUGAAACCAGAGGGGUGUGAGUUUGACUCGUACAGUCAUUAGCCGACUGUAUGUUUAUUUAUAGCUCUGAAGCACAUGAUCUGACAUCACACAUACAUAUGCACACACGCUCACACACACUCACACACAGUUAUAUUUAGUGGCUCCACUGAGGGCAGCGUGCCGCUGCAGCGCUCUGACGCUCUCACAUUUUUGUUUCUCGUCUUCAUCAUUCAGCUCUCUCUGUUUUCAUACACACACUUCACAGAAGUGUGAUGGUGAGAGUGUUAAUAUCAUGAUUUUCUGAAUCACAUCUUUUACUCCAGACAUGCUGAGCAUGCUGGAAUAAGAGUGCAGGUACUCAGAGCUGAUAAAACAGCCGCUUCAGUCUGACUGAUGGUAAAGGGAUAAAAUGAAAGCAUCGUGAGAACUUGAAUCAUUUUAUUUUAAUCCUGCUGCAAAAAGAACAAAUGCAAAUCCAAUUUACUGAAUCCUGGGCAACACGUUAACACUGGUUUAAAGUAUUAGCAUCUCUGAGUGUGUGUGUGUGUGUGUGUGUGUGUGUGUGUGUGUGUGUGUGUGAGUAGCAUUUACUGGAGGAUUAACCAAGAACUUUCACCUCGUGACAUGUGACCCGGCCCAAACUAACCACAGACAAGCACCAGUAUAAAUGCAGUUUGUCAUUUUUGUAUUGCACCUUUAAUCUGCAGAUAACGAUGGUUCAUUUGCUGCUUCUACUUCAAAUUUUUCAUUUGAUCAUAAAUUAUUGAUUUAAUUUCAUUUACUUGUUGAAAAUUGGAAGCUUUUUUUCAUUUUAGGUAAAAGGAAAUAUUGGAAAUCAAACAGUGAAAGAAGGAAAAGCCACUUUGGUUACGGUGUAAACGUAAAGGUAUUUACCCUCUUCAGCGGCUCAGCCUUUAUUUACUCUUGGUCAACUGGAAGGUGCAGUAAAUAUGCAUGGGCUUCAGUGUGUGCAGGAUGAUUUGACAAUGAGUAAAACUUGCACAACUGAGAGUAGGGCAGAGUAAGAAGGGUGUCAAACCAACGUAACAUGAAAAAUGAAAAAAGCCUGCAAGACUUAAAAUCAUAACAACCUUUAUUCAAACUGUCAAGGUUCAACUUUUACAUCGAUGCACUGGCAUGGAUAGAGUCAGACUUAUAUGCUCGUCUUAUACGGACUGUAACAUCGGAGUUCCACAGGGAGCAAUCCUAGAGACGCUUUCGUUUACUUCGUAUAUUACCCCCAAUUUCCACUGCAUCCUGAACGGCAACAGAAAGGCCGUAUUUGCUGAUCAUAGAGUUCUAUUUUUUCCAGACGCCAGAGCAGGCUGGAUAAAUUCAGCACAGUUUAACACGUGCUGGAGAGGAAGUCGGGCACAGACAUAAAAUAAAAUAUCCGGCUUUUCAAAAUAAAAAACUCUGUGUUUCAGGCGGAUCGUAUUUCACACCAUGCAAACAGGCGGAGACAAACAAGUGAAAGGUUUUUAGACGUCAUUUCACCCCGAUGACACCAUGGAUGAGGAGAUGCUGAUUCUAGAAGUCUAGAAGUAGAUUUCCUCCUCUGGAAGGACACAAUCUACUGCUUAUAUGUCUAUGUGGCUGUUUUUAUUGAGGCAACUAAUUAUCGUGCGAUUGAAUGCGAAUCUGCGUGUGUUAUGGUUGAAUGGUUAGGGGAAGAUGGGAAGUAACAAAAAUUAAACUGGGCAGGUGAGACGAAAUGAAGAGUAGGAAACAGGAAAUCAGAAUGAGCAAGUAAUUUAUUUACAAUCAAAAAAUAAUCACAAAAAAAUUAAACAACUAAAGGCAAGCACAAAGCCGAUUAUCAAUAAUUUUAUUCAAAAACCAAAGUCCACUGCCAACUAACUAAUCAAACAAAAGAAACAUCACAGGCUCCUGCCACCAGGAAACCUGGUCUUCAAAAACACCAAAACGCACAAGACGGAAACACAGUCAACAAUCGGGAGGUCUGCAGCACGAGUGACAGUCAUGAGGGCUGAGAGAGAGAGAGUCAGCCCCACUUAUCACACCAAGCAGGUUCACCUGACACACCUGGGGAGGAACCGACCAGAGAAAGACACAGCAGAAGACAUAGGACACACCCACACCCACAGCCGUAACAGUAGAUUCUUUUGAGUUCUCACGAUUCCUGCUGUCAGUAAUCUGCCACAAAAUUUGCCUCACAAACGAAUCCGGUAGGAAUUGGCUGACAGCGAAAAUCACCGCCGUUCUGGAUUGGAGACGUUCUGGUAAUAUGCUUGUCUUUUAUGGACUGUAACAUUGGAGUUCCACGGGGAGCAAUCCUAGGGCCGCUUUUGUUUACUUUGUAUAUUAAUGAUCUGCCCCUUUCCACAUUCACACAUAUGCAGAUGGCAUAGUUAUUUACACAAAUGCUCAAACAAGAGAUUAAGCUGCUUCCAAACUCUCUGCGGUGUUAAAGUCGGCACCAGUCUGGUUGAUCUUGUGUGUAUGUAUGAUGCAUAAAUCCCGUAUGCAUUCUCUGUGUGUCUCAGGUCCUGGUCUGGCCUUCAUUGCGUAUCCGAUGGCGGUCAGUCUGAUGCCGGUGGCUCCGCUCUGGGCGGCGCUCUUCUUCUUCAUGCUGCUGCUGCUGGGACUGGACAGUCAGGUGACCAUGACUGAAAUCUCCCCAUUUAUGAGAAAUGAAAUACGCCUCACUAAUUCAGCCGAGCCCUGCCUUUGUAGCUCUCUGUCUAAUUUGUAUGUUAAAUGUAGAUAACUUUUGACCAGUUAAACAAAUACAGUCUGUGCCUAAAUUCUUACUGUUCAUAUUAAUUAGUAUAAAAUGUUUUAAAGCAUUUAUAAAUUAAAGGGAUUUUAAAGGGAUGGCUUCUGAAACCAUCUAAUUUUUUGUGUAUUAACAGAGACCCAUUGUACUCAUUUCCCCCUUCAGUCUGUCAGUCUGGUACACCUGUAGAGACGCUUAGUGUGAUUAACAGCUCAAAAAACUCAAUAUCAAUGUCUGCGAAUUUUCUUAUUUCAGACACUCAUUAGCCUCUGCUUGAAACGCUUAGUUUAGCUGCUUUUCCACCAACAGAAAGUUCGACACAGCUUUGGGAUGUUACUUUUUACACAGCUCUGUAGUCAUGAAAUGACCUGAAUCUUUCACAGAAGACCUCUGUGUAUGUUGGCAUAUGUUAGCCGUCUUCAUGGAUGAACAGCUCCAGGUCCCAGGCUCAUGUGCUGCUGGAGCUGAUGUUUUUAGGUCACAUAGACAUACUGUCAAACUUGGUCUUUCUCACUUUCUUCUGUCUCUGUCCUCUGUCUCUCUCUGUCUACAGUUUGUUGGGGUGGAGGGUUUUGUCACUGGAAUUCUUGAUCUGUUUCCUGGAAGGCACGUCUAUCGCUACAAGAGGGAGAUAGCUGUGGCAAUAUGCUGUUUACUGUGCUUCAUUAUUGACCUCUCCAUGGUGACACAGGUGAGCUACAGACUGGUUUUAUGCUAAUGACUAAAUCACCAUCAAUUUAUUUAUUUUUGUUAUUUAUUUUUAAACAAUUUUUGUCAUAUAACUAAUAACUGGAUUAUUGAGGAAGGUGAUUUUGAUUCUCUCUCUCUGCAGGGAGGGAUGUACGUCUUCCAGUUGUUUGACUACUACUCGGCCAGUGGAAUGACUCUGUUGUGGCAAGCAUUCUGGGAAUGCAUAGUAGUUGCCUGGGUCUAUGGUAUGUAUUACACACACACACACACAGUGUCGUGUUUCAUUGCUCAGUAUUUGCAUGAUGAGCGAUGUAUAGAAUAGUAUAGUCUAAUAUGUCAGAUCAUAAAUAGGUAAGUCACAGGAAAGUUUUGUCAAAAGAGACACAGCCUAAUUGUUAAAGAUGUUUAUUGUCUUAUUUAACGGAAUGACAAAAAUAUAUGUGAAGAAUGAUAAAAAUGUCCUGGUAUAGGAUGUUUAACAUAUCAUUGUAUAGUAUGAUAAAAAUAAAGUAUAGUGUGAUAAAGAUGUCAUAGUAAACCAUGAUAAGAAUUUCAAGUUUUAGAAUGAAAAAAAGUAGUAGUAUUGUAUGAUAAAAAAUGUUAUAGUAUAGUAUGAUAAAAAUUUCAAAUUUUAAUAUGAAAGAAAGUCAUGUUUAGUAUGAAAAAAAAAAGUCAUAGACUGGUAUGAUAAUGUCGAAUUCUGGUAUGAAAAAAAGUUUAGUAUAGUAUGAUAAAAUGACAUAGUAUAGUAAGAUGAGAAUUUCAAAUUUUAAGGAUAAUAGGAACUGUAUUUAUCCCAGAGCAGAAUAUUAUGGUAUGAAAAAAGAUCAUAGUAUAGUUUAACCAAAAAAAAGCCAUUGUAUACUAUGAUAAAAAAUUUUAAUUUUAGUAGAAAAAAAAAUGUUGUAGUAUGACAAAAAAAUAUCAUAUUGUAGUAUGACCAAAAAAAUGUCAGAGAAUACUAUGAUUAAACUUUAGAAUGUUUGCGUGAAAAAAGUCAUAGUAUAGCAUGAUAAAAAUAUUUCGGACUAGAACAUGAAUUUUUUUUCGCCCUUAAAUAUGACAUUUUUAACAUACUGUACUAUGACAUUUUGAUUUUUUUUUCUCUCACACUUAAAUAUUACAUUUUGAACAAACUUUACUAUGACAUUUUGAUCAGACUAAACUGUGGCAUGUUUUUUUUUCAUCCUAAAAUCUGAAAUUUUUUUUCACCCUAAAAUCUGGAAUUUUUAUCAUAUUAUACUGAUGUUUUUUUCAGACUUAAAUAUGAUUUUUCACAUACUAUACAAUGGCAUUUUGAUCAGACUGUGCCAUGGCAUGUUUUUUCAUCCUAAAAUCUGAAUUUUUUUUUUCACCCUAAAAUCUGAAAUUUUCAUCGUAGUAUACUAAGACAUUUUUUUUUCAGACAAAAAUAUGAUUUUUUUUUCUCAAACCACAACGUUACAUUUUUAUAAUACUACACCACUGUAUUUAAUCAAAAUCAAAAUAUAAUUUUUUUGUUCACAUUAAAAUAUGACAUUUUUUACAUACUUUACUAAGGCAUUUUGAUCAGACUAAACUAUGGCAUGUUUUUUCAUCCUAAAAUCUGAAAUUUUUAUCAUGGUAUACUAGGACAUUUUUUUCGGACUAAGAUACUAUUUUUUUUUCUUAUGCUAAAAUAUAACAUUUUGAACAUACAAUACUAUUGUAUUUUGAUCAGAUUAUACUAUGGCAUGUUUUUACAUCUUUAAAUCUGAAUUUUUUUUCAGUCUUAACUCAUAAAUGUUCAUCAUAGUAUGCUAUGACAUUUUUUUUUCUUCACUAGAAUAUGAGUUAUUCCUGCUUAAGUAUGACAUUUUGAACAUACUAUACAAUGGCAUUUUGAUCAGACUGUACUAUGACAUUUUUAUUCAACCCUUAAAUCCUAAUUUUUUUGCACUCUAAAAUCUGAAAUUUUCGUCAUGGUACGUUUUUUUUUUCAGGCUAAUAUAUGAUUUUUUUUUUCUCAAGCUUAAAAUUUGACAUUUUGAACAUACUAUUCUAUUGUAUUUUCAUCAGACUUAACUAUGGCAUGUUUUUUUCACCUAAAAUCUGAAUUUUUUUUUCACCCUAAAAUCUGAAAUUUUUAUCAAAGUAUACUAUGACAUUUUUUUUUUCAGACUAAAAUAUGAUUUUUUUGUUCAAGUUAAAAUAUGACAUUUUUUACAUACUUUACUAAGGCAUUUUGAUCAGACUAAACUAUGGCAUGUUUUUUCAUCCUAAAAUCUGAAAUUUUCAUCAUAGUAUACCAUGACAAGAUACUAUUUUUUCUUUUUCUCAUGCUAAAAUAUGACAUUUUGAACAUACUAUACUAUAAUAUUUUGAUCAGACUAAACUAUACUACUAAUAAGACAUGUUUUUUCAUCCUUAAAUCUAAAAUAUUUUUUUACCCUUAAAUCUGGAAUUUUGGUCAUAGUAUACUUUGACGUUUUUUUUGGGCUAAAAUAUGACAAUUUUUAACAUACUUUACUGUGGCAUUUUGAUCAGACUAUACUAUGGCAUGUUUUUUUACCCUUAAGUCUGAAAUUUUUAACAUACAAUACAAUCAAAAUUUUUAUCAUACUGUACUAUGACAUUUUUUUCAUACUUAUCGUACAUAUUAGUAUAGUAUGUUAAAAAUGUCAUAGUAUAGCUUAAAAAUGUCAUUGUAUAGUAUGAUAUAAGUGUCAUUGUACAGUAUGAUCAAAAAUGUCAAUUUCAUACCAGAGUUGUGUUUUUUCGUUUUUAUUUGAACAGAUGAAUAAACAGCAGCCUAUAAAUGUAACCCAAAGGUCAGAGUUGUACCAGGAUGUUGUGACUGUUGUUGGCUCAUGGUGGUUUGUCAUGCUGAUGAUUUAUUGCAGGUGCUGACCGCUUCAUGGAUGAUGUAGCUCGUAUGAUUGGCUAUCGGCCUUUUCCCUGGAUGAAGUGGUGCUGGUCCUUCAUAACUCCAUGUGUCUGCAUGGUGAGACUGAAACACUUACACUGCAGCGAGACAAUAACCUUACAGCCUCACCACAAUCUCUAUUUAGACAGCAGAAAAACACAUUUUUACAGCUUAAUAACAUACAAGAGUUCAGACAUAUUCAAAACACUUGAGCUCAGUUACAGAUAAUAAUUGUGACAUUUUUCCAGACUAAAAAAGCAGACAAAUAUUUAUAAUACAGACAAUACUCCUCUGAAAUAUAAUCACCUGCUGGGUUUAUGUGCUAAAUUUAAAUCAAUAUUUCAGACAUGGUGUAAAAGCUGCUGAGCUUUAAUAGUGUCUUGUAUUCAAACACUUCUCUGCAGACUUAAACAUUAAAACCAUAGUAUUAAUUAUUUACUAGGUUAAACUUUGAAGCCGCUCACCUUUCAGGAUCUCAUGGCACAUCUGGGAGCUUGAAUAUCUGAGCUGGUUUGGAAAAGCCUGAAAUUCCUCAAGGAAGAGCAGAGAUAAGCUGCAGCUGUUAUUCCUGGCUCCAGAACACCAGCUACAAAUAGAUAUACUUCCAAAAAAAACUGCACAAUGAGCGAUGCAUAAAUGUAAUACAGUCAAUGUGCAGAAAAAGGCCUCCAAAGGUGGUAUUAAAUAUGACGUCCUGCUCUUUCUGCAGGGGAUCUUCCUGUUCCACCUGGUGAACUACAAACCUCUAACCUACAACAACGUGUACGUCUACCCAUGGUGGGGUGAGGUGAUCGGCUGGUGUCUGGCACUGUCCUCAAUGCUCUGCAUUCCCAUCAGCCUCCUCUACAAACUCUUCAGAGCCAAAGGGACCUUCAAAGAGGUCAGUGCCUGCCCUGCAGGGUCAAAGAAGUCACAUUACAGACCAAAACCAGACCAAAAAAAAAACAAGGAUGAUUGUACAGUGAAGUGUCUUCAUAGGUCAAUGGUUAUCUGAAGACACCUGUGCAGGUUUUCAAACAUUAUUUUCAUAAUGUUUAAAAAGAUAAAGUAAGCUGAAAGAAAGUUCCCAUGUGAAUAUAGAGACAGUAAACUUUUUACCUUCUUACCCCUAAUUUCCACAGCAUCCUGAACGUCUACUAAAAGAUCGUAUCCUCCGAUCAUAGCUGAUUGUAACCAUUCAAGUUAACGUGUCAAUUUACACCGGCGUCUUUGCGUUCCUCUGCGGAUCGCCGGACUCCACAGCUGAUCGCAGGAGUUCUAUUUUUUCCGGAUGCCGGAUAAAUUCAGCACAGAUUAACCCGUGCUGGAAAGGAAGUGGGGCACAGACACAAAAUAAAACAUCCAGCUUCUUUUCAAAAUAAAACACUCCAUGUUUCAGGAGGAUUGUAUUUCAAACCAUGCAAACAGGCGGAGACGAACAAGUGAAAGGUUUUUAGACGUCGUUUCACCCCGAUGACACCAUGGAUGAGGAGAUGCUGAUUCUAGAAGUCUAGAAGUAGAUUUCCUCCUCUGGAAGGACACAAUCUACUGCUUAUAUGUCUAUGUGGCUGUCUUUAUAGAGACAAAUCAUUAUUGGGUGAUUGAAUGAGAAUCCGCGGGUUCUUGUGAGUUCUCGCGAUUCCUGCUGUCCGUAAUCCGCCAUGAAAUUCGCCUCAUAAAUGGAUCCGGUAGGAAUUGGGGUACGGCAAAAUAAGAGCCGUUCUGGAUGCGCUGGAAAUCCCAGGUUAUAUUUCAAUGUUGGUCUUCGAUCCUAGAGUACUGUAUAAAUCAUAUUCUGCUGGACGGUCUCAUGUGGUGCAUUUCCUCUGCAUGUUUUACAGCGUUGGGCUCACCUUACCUGUCCAGUGUGGGGGGCCCAUCACCUGGAGUACAUGGCCCCUGACAUCAAGUCCCUGAGCUCUCUGUCCCCUGGCACCGAUGACAACAAGGUCAUCAUCUUUGAGAGCGUCAUGUAGGCUCGGCUCCAUCAAUCACAGCACUCCACCCAUUUCACCUGAGACAAGACGGCUAACAUCCAACAUCACGACUGACCUGCAGUUACCUCUACCCCUGCCCCAUGGGUCCGAAUGGAUCCAUUAAUGAUUGAUCAGAUUCGUCUCCUCCACACCAACGCUGCAGCUCCUCCAGGAGAGUCUUUUUAGUCUUCCUUCAACAAAAUCGGAGAUAAAAACCAGCAGAUCGGCUUCUUUGACGGUGAAGGGCGGUGAGAUUCCCCCUUUGACUUUUGAAAAACACAGAUUUUCCCUGAAUUCCUCAAACCCUGGAGCCGCUGAAGAGGAUGAGGGUUGCUGCUUAGAGUCUCACUCCAAGAAGCUCCUUAUUUCUGGUGUUAAAGUGUUAAUACGUCUUGUCUGAGGUUGGAGAUAAAUAUACGUGUUAAACGGCCUUUACACAACCCCCCCCAACACGCACACACACACACACACACACACACACACACACACACACACACACACACACACACACACACACACACACUGCAUUACUGCAUUACCUUCUCUGUAUUCUAAAACCAUCAGACAUCAGCAGACAACGCUCGCUGCCGUAACCUCCAAGUCUAUAAAAAUCAGAUCUACACUUUAUUGCGUUUGUGUAACGGCUGUUUAUUAAGACAGAGUUGUAGACUGACAGACUGACUGAUCCUGAGAAAUCCCUCGAGGUUGUGCUUGCUGAGGGCUGAGUGAGAGUCAGGUCAAAGGUCGUGUUUCAUUCAGCGUCCCCAGGUAGACUAAAGUGCCAAACAGAGCAGUAAUACUGACCCUGCGGGGGCUGAUCCCAGACCAGGGCUCCAAACUGCCAACACACUCACUCUUCUUCUUCUUCUUGUUCUUCUUCUCUGCCUCAUCUUAUCUGCAUCAUCAGCGCUCAGCUUCGCCCACAGACGCCACGCUCUCCGCCUCCUGAACAAAGACAUCAAUGACGAAAGUUAAAAUCUCAGUUUAAAGCUCGAAAUUUGGUCCAGAUUCAGAUUUAAUCAAAGCAUCCCCUCUGGGGCUCCGCGCAGCAAGAACUCAGACGUCAAAUCAUCAAACUUUCAGAAUUUCAGUGAUUAGACUUUAAUUUUUGUGUUUAACAUUCGAAACAGACAGUAAACAGUCCUAACACGAUUGUUUUUAGGUUAUGAUAAAAAUAUAACUCAGAUUUCUAAUUUAUGAUCUACUUAAAAAAAAAAACAUUUGCAACAACUUUGGCUCAAAAGUUAAAGUUAGUAUUUUAAUCAAAUCAGUAUUUUUAUUUUUUAAAACAUAAAAAAUUCACUUUCUUCUUAUACGACAACUGUCCGUCUAGUGAUUUUAAUCAAAUGCAGCUUUAGGAAUCAGCUGAUCAAUGAGAGUUUAAAGAGUUAGAAUUUUCGGGGAUGAGAGCCUGUGGACUCAGCCUGAUGCCAAGCGUUGCCUUAUGUCGUUGUCUUAACUCUAGAGCCCGUGUGGUUGACUAGCCAAUCACAGAGCACCACAGGAUUUCUUGUGAUCCGUUCUGGUUUAAAUCUGACCAAUCAGCAGUCUGCAGGGGCGUGUCUACAACUCUGUCUCUUAGCAACCAACCCUCAUCCACCAAUCCUUGACAGUCCUGAUGGUUCGAAUGUAAAAAUAACUGUCUGUCUGAAGAUUGUUGUAAAAUAAUGUUUGCUAGCACUUUGGAAAAAUCGUGUUAGAAAUCGUGUUUUGUUUUACAUAUUGUAAAAUGAAUCAGAGAUUUAUUUUGAAACAUACUCUAUGACAGAUAAAUAUAUAUUAUAUUGAAUAUGUGUGUUAAAUAUAUUUGAUGCAGUAUGGACAUGUGAUGACGCUUAAGAGGAUUUAUGGCUGAUUGUUCAUAUUAAGUUGGCAGACAUGAGCCGCACAAAGCAACGAACAGGAGCUUCGAGCUACCUCACUUCCUAUUCAGACUUUCAAAAUAAAACUUCUCUAAUCCUUUUAUGCAAAUAUCUCAUCAAAGAAGUAGCUGGUAACAGGAGAUGAUAGUAUUACAAGUAUUAAUUUCAUUAUUUAAAGGUUCUCCAACACCAAAACAAGAAAAACUAAAAACCUUGAUUUAAGGUUGGGAAGUUGGUAACUUUGGUGUACUUACACGCUUUUAUUUUAAAAAGUUUAAUUACACCUGACUUCUUAUGCGAGUUAAAAAACAUACUCCAACAUUUCUGAGUAAUAAUAAAUAAUAAUGCAUCUGACUUUGAUAGACAGGAGCCUGGGAGGGUCAAAGCGGGAAAAACUACAAAUCUACAGCCAUGAAAAGAUGACAAAUGUAAAUUUUACAUUACCAAAAUCUGAUGUUGUUUCAUGUCACAUCAUCUUUGUGCUCGUCAGCCAAAAAAAGAACCAGAUCUAAUGAAGACAAAACGACCCACUAUUAAACAUGAGAGACGAUAAAACAACACGCAGUUUUACUCUUUAAACGACUGAACAUACAAAUGGAAACACAUGAUUAUAGGAAUAAAUAAGGUAACUUUAUUAAACUUAAAAAACAUAAAACUUACUAUAAAAAUAUAAAUACACUUUUUUUAGUCAUAAUUCAAAACUUUAAAUAAGACAGACUGAAGAUUAGACGUUAUUGGACGACUGCUCUCCCUCCUGAGCUCCUGUCGCCCCGGUAACAGUAAUACCGAGUCCUCCUCCUUAAGGUCCUUUUAGACCUGGACUGAUUUUACCGUGCGAUUAUUUCGGACGUCAAUAUUUUUUUUCGAACCCGUAUCCUGUCAAUACAAGCGUUCACAUCAGCCACGUUUUUCUGUCCUGCGAUAUCGCAGCAUUUAUUUUAAGUUUUGCAUACUGUGUGUCCACUUCUGACCAAUCAGAUUGCGUGUUGUUGCGACAUCUGAUUCACCGGUAUAUCCAACAUGGCCGACCGGCUGAUUGUUUACGUGUCGGAGAACAGAGUGCUUUUUGUUAAAAACCCAAACAUUACAAAGAUAACGACCUGAAGGACAACAUGUGGAGAGUCAUAGCGUCGGAUCUCUCAUAUGACGAUGGUUUGUGUGCUUUAACAGUUUGCUAAACGUCUUUGUUUUAACUUUCAUCUGUGCUAACGUAAGAUAACGGUUGUUACCAUAGUUUAAUGUGCUUAUCUGGUGCGGGAAGUCUUCCCCGGGAUUUUUUCUUUUCCCCCCGGAGAGUCGCAAAAUCGCAUCGGGCUUGAUGUGUAUAGUCAGGCGCGUCAAAAUUUGCCUCCAAAUAUAUUUCGUAAUUUCGCAUCGGAUACUUGCGUUGGUCCCGGUGUGUAAGGACCUUUACUCCUGAAGUAUCUGACUUCACCUGACUUUACUGGUUUCAGUGUUUUCGGAUGGUGGUGCUGAGAGAACCUUCGGGUCAUGUCUGAUAAGCUAACGUGAACAGUCAGUGUGGCGAGCUUUUAUUUUGGUGGGUUUGCUGCGAUGCACUGACGUUAAGGAUUCGUGUGGCUCCAAACACACUACGAAAGGGAUUUUUUUUUUCUUUAAUUUCUUGAUUUUUAAUUUGCUUAAGUGCUAAAGUGUUUGAAGAGUUUUAACGAUUUUCUUUGUGUGUUUUAAUGAAAAUCUGUGUUUUUCCCUCAGACCCCCCAUGGCUCAGAUUAUGUCUUUAUUUUUAUUACGUCAAUGCGGAGAUAAAAAUCUAUUUUCCACAGUUUUAUUUUGAGAUGACAGCAAAGGAUAUGAGUUUUUGAUUUAUGUGUUUAAAUUCUGAUUUAAAGGCUGGAUUACUGCCCUCUGCCACCCUGACGUCCACCCAUCUCAGCAGGCUGCAGUUGUUUCACUACCUCAGUAACAUGAGUCCGUUCACCAACUGCACUAAAACACCAACAAACACUCAGCAGAGAUACCAACUACAUAUCCCAGCAGUCAUUGGGAUCUUCUUAACACCAAUGACAAACAAAAAAAAAAAAACACCUGGAAGAACCCAUAUAUGGUAAAUCACCGUGACAACGAAGCCAUGUGCAUCACCAGAGGACCAUCAGCUAAUCAGCUUGGUGUGCCAUCGUAAACCUUAACUGUUGAUUUUAAAAACCCAGAAAUUUUCCUCAAAUUCAAUUUAAAUGAAUAAAAUAUUACCGUAUUUUUUGCACUAUAAGGCGCACCUGAUUAUAAGGUGCACCAUCAAUGAACACGUCUAUUCGUUUCUAUUUUCAUACAUAAGGCGCACCGGAUUAUAAAGUGCAUUAAGACAAACAAAACAGUCAGAUAAGUCAAACUUCAUUGAACUCAUUCAAUAACUCCGUGAGACUACGGUAGCUGCAGUGCUCCGACAAGCCAUAAGGAUAUAAGUGCGCCUUAUAAUGCGAAAAAUACGGUAUAUGUUUUCUAGCCAAUCAGAGCCUCAGAUACAGAUCCAAACAGCCAAUCACUCCUAGGAGUUUGACGGCACAACCAAGAGGCUGGGAUAGCGCCGCGUAUUUACGCCUCAUGCCGAUCUACACGACGUCCAAAUUAAAUUAAAAACACCUCCAACAAAAAAAGGAAAUCACUUCUAGUUUCAUCAUUUCUACAUUAUUCAUAUUAAAUUUAACAUCAAAUAUUUUCAGAUAAGAUGAUUUGGUUUAAACAAAUACGUCAACCCUCCAAGGACAAAAACGCUGAUCUCUGUUUUUGGUGCUGAUUGGCUGGUCUGUCGGUUCAUUGUUUCAAUCUAAGCAGAUUAAAGUGUAAAAAGAGAUUAUUAUUAAUCCAGUACUAAUAAUGUAAAAGUAGAGAGAUUAAAAAUAGAGAGAUUAAAGAUCAAAUAUUGUUGUAGGAGUCCUUUUGACUAAAGUGCCACUUUAAAUAUGUAACUAAUCAAACUAACUGAAAAAAAAAAGUUUUUUUUAUAGAGACUCUGAUCAACCUGACAUUUGAAAUGUAGACGUUUUAUAUUCUCAGUUGUAUUUUUAAUGUUUUUUUUUAUUGUUAACGUUUAGACGGGAGCCUGGGAGGGUCAGAGCGGGAAAAACCACAAAUCUACAGCCAUGUAAGACAAAAGAAAAGAUGACAAAUGUAAAUGUACAUUACCAAAACGGAUGUUGUUUCAUGUCACAUCGUCUUUGUGCUUGUCAGCCAAAAAAAACUUGAGACAGACUCGAGGAUCUAGACCGAAGCAGCAGAACCAGAUCAAUCAAAGACAAAACAACAACCCAACUGGAAACACAUGAUUAUAGGGAUAAACAAGGUAACUUUACUAAACUUAAAACAACUUAAUAUAAAAAUAUAAAUACACUUUUUUAGUCAUAAUUCAGAACUUGAGUUUGUUCUGAUUCUAAACAGUUAAAAUGAGACGGACUGAAGAUAAGAAGUUAUGCUUACAUAUGUAUUUAAUAAGAAGAAAAGUCUGUACCUACGGCCUCUACGACCACACAACACUCACAAUUACACACCAGUGGAAGACACACACUGCAAGUAAAGUGUUUUACCCAAGGACACAACAGACAGACUAGGGGGGAAAUCGAACCACCAACCUUCCAGUUAUUGAGUGAUCGCUCUACCUCCUGAGCUACUGCCACCGCAUAUAUUGAAAAUACACUUACAACAUGUAGUCUCAGGCUACGUUCACACUGCAGGUUAUGAUGCACAAUUCAGAUUUUUUGUUAAAUCCGAUCUCUUUGUGCGGUCGUUCACAUUACAACAACAAAUGCGGCAUCUAAUGUGAACGGAAUGUAUCCGUGAAGUGACCCAAAUGCACACAAAGCACAAAUUGCUUUCUGCGCCUGUUUUUGAUGUCAAUGAAUGGUGACGUUUGUUGCAUAUUGAUGACGUAUAGGUCGGAUGAACGCAACCUGAGCGUCCACACUGCAGUCACAUCGGAUACAUAUCCGUUUUAUAUGCACAUACAAAAGAGGCCUGGGUUGGAUUUGAAAAAUUCAGAAUUGCACUGUUCACACUUAAAUGAAAAAAUCAGAUAUGUGUCACGUAUAGUUACAAAAUUGGAAUUGAUCUGCAGUGUGAACAAAGCCUUAUAUAACCACUAUUGAAAAUCUAGUAUCUAAAUUUAAUCUGGUUUAAAAAACUGUAAAAUUUUAGAGUCAAUAAAAAUAGAUUUUAGACAAAAAAGUUGAAACUUCAGUGUCAUUGUAGUUUUAACUAUAAAACUUUUAUUUUGAAAAGGACAUUCACAGAGUUUUCAGCCGCACAUAUUUACAGUUGAUCUGUUGUUAAAGAAUGAAUCAGUGAAUCAGAUUUAGGAACUCUGCUGCAGGUCUGCACUGUCGAUUCUGUCCGGCUUCUUCACCUUCAGCUGGUUUCCUUCAGCAGAGAGCGCCUGUUUCCCCCAAAAAACGUCAGAGUGAUCGAAUUUUGUACGUUCAGUUGCUUAUUGCUGUCAAUGAUUUUUAAAGAUUAUUUUCAAAAGAUACUGUAAGUGAUUUUAUAGCCAAAAACAUUGCCAAAGUGUUUUUUAAUCUCCAAAAACAAAAAGAAAACUUUAAAGGGAUUGUGGACGAAUUUCUUAUUUUCGUUUGUUUGUUUCUUUGUUUCUUUAGGUGAAAAAGUUUUUUUUCUUUUCUCAACAGAUGAAGCUGGUUUUAUGGUGUCUGUGGUGCUCCUGAGAAACAAUCAAAUUAUGUGAUCAUGAAAAAAAGUAACUGUCUUGCCUUUGAGUUUUGGUAAGGUCAGAUGAAGCAGUGGAAGCAGCAGGGGGCGCUCUCCUCUCAUGAGAAACCCCUCUUUAUUUGGGCUGGAAACAGAGACCCAUCGGGGGAAUAAAUCACAGAAAGUUUCUGUUGAUAAAAACAUCAUCAGAACAAUCGCAUCAAAUUUUGUUUUUGCGCUUUCAAAUGACAAAAGUUUACGAACUAAAAUUUAAACUUUCAGUUUCUCAGCAGAACCGUGAUUUUUUUUAUUAGAUAGAUAAAUUUAAUCAGAUAAUCGGGCAAAAUCAAACAGCAACCCGUGAGUUAUAACAUGGAUUUAAAGUCAAAUCUGUGAUGAACUCCAAUGUUAAGCAAAACAUCGUCUGCAAAGAGGAGCAGUCACAGAUCUGAGAUAGUGUCGUCUUCUCAGCUCUGUCUAAAAAUACAGAAAUGAAAAAUACUUUUUUAGAUUCAAGACAGUCCCCUCUUAUUUUUAUUUUAUAUCAUUUUAUACUCAGGUUUGUAAACCCUCUUUAAAUGAGAGAAAAACACAAAGUGGAAGUUACAGGAUUACUUCAACAGCAGAAACUGAAGUAUAGAAAAGUGUGAAAAUCUUUAAAGUAGUAAAAGGUUUAAGUGGAGGUGGAACCACAGUAAUGACAUUUGAGUAUGUGCACCAAUAUAAAUUGUGGUGAAGAAAGAGCUGAGCCGUAAGGCGAGACUCUCAAUUUUCUGGUCGAUCUACGUGCCGAUCCUCACCUAUGGCCAUGAACUUUGGGUAAAGACUGAAAGAACAAGAUCGCGGAUACAAGCGGCCGAAAUGCGUUUCCUUUGCAGCGUGACCAGGCUCAGCUUUAGCGAUAGGGUAAGGAGCUCAGACACUCGGGAGGCGCUCAGAGUAGAACUGCUGCUCCUCCACGUUGAGAGGAGGUGGCUCGAGCAUCUGGUUUGGAUGCCUUCGGGACGCCUCCCGUUAGAGGUGUUCCGGACAUGUCCCACCGGGAGGAGACCUCGUGGCCGGCCCAGGACCAGGUGGAGGGAUUAUAUCUCUCGCCUGGCCUGGGAGCGCCUGGGAAUCCCACUGGAGGAGCUGGUGGAAGUGGCUGGGGUGAGGGCAGUCUGGGUUCCCCUCCUGAAGCUGCUGCCCCACGUGACCUGGACCGUAAUGAAGCGGAAGAAAACGACAAUGACUACGCUAAUGUAAAUCUGAAUAUCAUCUGCAAACAGGAAUAAUAAAAAAAAUAAGUUUAACUUAAACAUCCUUUUGUUCGGAGCUUUAACUCCUUUUAAUCUGAAUUUAUAGACAUGAAACAUUUGAAGAUUUAAAAAGGUGUCUCGUUUUUAUUUCAUCACAUUUUUGCUGAAAAUCCUCAAUCCUUUAUCUUAGCAGAGAUUAUGUUAUAGAGGGGCCGCAUCUAUCUUUAUUUAAUUCUCUGUAAAGUUAACAUCACAGACUUUUUAUUUUCGUUCAACUGUUUAAAAGUACUGAAUUAUUACGAUUUACCUCUGAGCCGGUGAAAACUUCAGCCCUGUCUGUGUUUCCAGCCCAAACUGAUCCAACACGGUGACCUCAUUCAUCCAGUGUCGCCAUUUCCACGGUAAUUGUGUCUCUGUGACUUCCUGUGAACCACAGUCUUCCAUCCAUCCUUAGGCUAGAGUAAUCGAUUAGCUGAAAAGUAGCUGAAUUUGAUCAAUAACUGUGUUUAAUGAUAGAGACGACGCUCAGGGCUCAGGGAUGUUCGUGUGUCACCAGCCAAAAAAAAAAAAAAAAAAAAGACGAUGAAAUAGUUAACAUCGAGCCCUGAGGAAGUCACCUGUGUUUCACUGACCUCUGACCCCUGUGAGGGUCUCCAUGUUGUAUGCCACUGUGAUCACUGUGUUUGUUCACUCCAGACUAAACCAACAGCAAUAAAACUAACGUCAUUCAAACAGCU